AUGGCCGCCGCGUGCAGAGCAUGCCGCGGCCACAAGCUCCUCCCCCGCCAAUGGCCGGGGAGCUCGCUGGAAAAAACACACGAGGUCGGAGGUAGAGCGGGUCACCGCACGCGGCCGCACAUGCGGUCGCGAGGGGAGUAGGGAGGGAGGUCAGGGAGCACCUCAGCUCCCGAGAAAACCGCUUCCCCAGUGAUCCGCGGUCCCUGUCUGUGCACACAAAAGGUACAGCACAGGCAGGGAGACCGUGCAAAGCAGGGGAAGAAACAGAGCAAAACACAGAAAUCAUAUAGGGUGCACAAAGCAGCAUACAAGUACAUAAUACAUUAAAUAUAUCAGUAGAUAAACCCAUAAAAACAAUCCAAGAUUAAAAUAUACAGGAGUGAAAUUAAUACUUAGCUGGUCUGAGGACAGCAGCAAAGAAAGAGGAAGUGGAAGUACUAAGCAAGGCAUUUAUGGACUGUUCCUACUAAGCUGAUUGGCUGCCCUGUUACUAGGCGGAUCUGGUUGUACCUGUUAUUAUUAUUAUUAUUGCAUAUCUAAAUUUUUUCUCUUUCAGUUUUAUAUUUCUCUUUGCUGCUGAGGAAUAAAGUAAGAAAAAGAGAGCAUAAUAGGAGCCUCCGUGUCAUUAAUAAAAUUGAAAGAUUACAGUUGUAAUAUAUGCUGAUGGGCUCCCCUCACAACAUGUGAGUCACAAAUUUGUCAACCAAGCGUUUAAAGAAAACUACUGUCCUGGGUCAAUCAAGUAAUGAGCACCUCACCAACACCACUACAUUGGACUGAUGGUUUGCUGAAUUCCCCAACUGGCAGUUAAUCAUGGCCCUUGCUAAUAUGUUGUGUGUGAAUACAUAUUUGACUGUGGUGUAUAUAUUAAAGUGACUGCAGAUGUAAAAUGUGUCUGGUUUAAAAAAAAUUCAAUAUAAUCAAAUACCAGAUUUUUUUAACCCCUUAAGGACACGUGACAUGUCAUGAUUCCCUUUUAUUCCAGAAGUUUGGUCCUUAAGGGGUUAAAAUCCCACUUUAAGCACCAAACACCUUUAGCUUAAUUGAGUGGUUUUGGUGUCUAAAUCAGGGGUAAGCAACCUUCAGCACGCCAGAUGUUUUGGACUACAUGUCCCAUGACGCUUUGCCAGCACAUGGCUGUAGGAGCAUUGUAGGAUAUGUAGUCCACAACAUCUGGAAUGCCAACGGUUGCCUUGCCCUAGUCUUGAUCAUGCUCCUGCAGUCUCACUGCUUAAUUCUCUGCCAUUUAAAUCAGUUUGUUUAUGCAGCCCCAGCCACUCCUCUCCUGGCUAAGACAAACACGGCCUCCUUACACACGUUCUGUUAAGUAUCUCAAAUUGUGUAACUUCCUUUAUUGCACAGUGCAUUUAAUGUAGAAUUUUUUAUCUUCUGCUAUGUUAGUUCCCUGCCAGAACCUACAGCAGCCUUCUGUGUGUGAUUAAAGUUCAAUUAACCGUGAAUAGACAUGUGAACAAGAUCUGAUUGAAAAUGUAUUCAAAUUUCGUAUGUAGCCUGUGUCAUAGCCGUAGGAGGUGUGGCUAAGGCUACAUUAAGCAAAAGUAAUUUUGCACUUGGAGUAUUCCUUAAAUGGUUUUCUUGUAGUCUACCAAUGCAGUAUGCAAUGUAUACAUUACAAAAAACAACUCUAUUUGCUGUAAGCUUCAUGUGUAUUCUGAAACUAAAGAAUAAUGCUUAUUUACUUUCUUUAAUUAUGUGUUGGUUAACACUAUGGUUGAAGAGAUAGAUGAAAAAGCUUGAUAUUCCUUGAAUAGAUCAUUGAUAUAACUUGGCAACAUACCGAAAUGACACAUCAUUUGCCAGGAGACAUGCGCUGAUUAAAUGAGCGUCACAAAUAUCUGGAAAUCUUCACAACCCUGGCAAUAUCCCUUGUGUUAUCACAGCUGAAUAAAAAAAAUGAGUGUUUCUAUACUAAGUGUAAAAAAGUAAAAAACAUGCACACAUUGAACCAAACCCACAUAUUUUGACAUAUAAAGUGAAUGUUCUACUGUUGCCAAAUAAAGAUCUAUAACUUACGUUCAUUUUCCUGGCUCUCUGGUGGCUUGAUCCAACCCUGGAAUUCCACAUUCACAUCAAUCUCAAUACUAAGGACUAAGGAGACUUUGAGGAGGAUAAGCUGCAGCUGUCUGAUACCUGGAUAGAGACAUGAGAUGGGGGGAGUGUACAUUAUACGAAAAAAAAGUUUUUCAUCCAAAUAUUCUAAUAGAUUUAUACAGAUCAAUACAUAUAAAAAUUCUAAAGAAGCCUCUGAUACGUCAUACCAAGAGCUGGGUUUCAAGAGUUAUUUGCACUCAGCCCAUAAAAUAUAGAUGGCAUUGUUCAGGUGGAAGUCAGUGUGUGGCUGGAAAACACCUGCCACACGUAGUCUUUCAUUCAGGUCUUUCUAAACGUCAGUAUGUCUGAGCAUUGUGAAAACUUGCACUUUUCACAGUUAAUAUAAAUAUAGGAAAAAUGUACAUAUUGUUCAUGUAAUAUGUGAGUGUGACUGCAUGAAUAUGUGUCUGAGUACUAAAAAGCAUCUAACUACCAAUGAUCAACUAUACAAUAUUUAAUAAUUGUGCAGACUUGCCGUUCAGGUAAGCUGCAUAGACUGGAGGUAUGGAGGAGGAUAUCUAAUCUUCCAAAGAGUGCACCUUCUGAGUGGAGGGAAUUGAAAUUAUUAUUUUAUUAUUUACAUAGCACAAUCAGAUACCGUAGCACUCUACAAUGCAUGGACUAACAGACAUGUAAUUGUAACCAGACAACUGGACGUACAGGAAUAGAGAGAUGGAGGGCUCUGCUCAAUGAGCUUACAUUCUAGAGGGAGUGGGGUAUAGUGACACAAAGGGUAAAAGUAGGAGUACAAAGUAGGUUGUUAGAAAAGUAUUCACUGAGGGCUUCGUAGGUAAUUUUGACAGUUGCAGGAGAGGAGUCAUGGGGGGUGGGGGAUAAAAUCCUGCUAACAGUUUAAUUGAUAUGCUUUCUUGAAGUGCGUUUUCAAUGAUUUUUUGAAUGAAUGGAGACUGGGUGAAAGUCUUACGGAGAAGAUAAGGGAGUUCCACAGAGGAGGUGCAGCUCUGGAGAAAUCUUGGAGGCGAGCAUUAGAGGUGGGAGUAAGGACAGAGGAUAUACGUAGGUCUUUGGCAGAGUGUAGGGGCCUCGAUGGGACAUACUUGUGUAUUAGGGAGGAAAGGUAGGUUGGAGCAGCAUUAUGUAGGGACUUGUAGGCAAGCACCAGAAUUUUAAAUUGAUUCCUAUAUUUAACUGGAAGCCAAUGCAGGGACUGACAAAGCAAGAGGGGUGGGAGGUGCGAGCGAACAGGAAAAUGAGCCUCGCCGCUGCAUUUAUUAUAGAUUGCAGCGGUGCAAUCUGGGAAUAUGUAAGACCACUGGGAAGGGGAUUGCAGUAGUUAAGACGAACAACCGCAUCUGGCGUUAAAUAGGGGCGGAUGCGCGCUAUGUUUUUGAGAUGGAAGCAACAGGAUUUGGCGAUUGGACAUGAGGGGUGAAGGAGAGGUUGGAGUCAAAAAGUCAUGGGGGACCCUUAUUUAGAGUUUCAAGGGGAAGAGUAUGUAUUUAUUUUAUAUUGCAUCAUUAUCUGCAUUGUGCUUAAAGACCGGGGGUGUCUGUUUUGUUCUAAAAAGUGAUCUAAAUUACUAAUAGUGGAACAUUCACCAUAGUGACCACUGAAACCAACAGGCACAUUUAAUCGGUGACUCCUCCCUUUGCACAUUUUUAGAAUAGAAAAACUGAUAAAUCUUCCCGCCCGUGUGUGUAAAUGGCCAGUUCAUGACAUCACUGUCGCUGUGACUCAUUAAUUACUUCUGGCAUCCACACAGAAGAAUGCUGCUACCGCCACGGGAUAGAUGCUGUUUCUUUUUCAUAGGUGGAUGGUUUGUUAUGCAAGAUACUAUCAUAACUCCUUGCACACUUCAGUGAUUUCUCUGAAACAUUGCACUAUUUUAUUUCCAUGCCUAGCAGUUAACCUCAAGCGGGAGGGGGCAGCCAUUGUGCUGGAUCUUAAAAGACUGUCUCGCAGUGCACCCACUGAUGACAUUGUCCAAACACCUAUGUAGCUCCAUGUAAUAUCUUAUGAGGAAACACUGAUCAUCAGGGAAGUGAGGUGCCAAUGAGCCUGCAGCUCUGGGUCAUCUGGUGGAUGCUUUUAAAGAGUAACAGUUUUGGACCAGACAGCGGAUGGAAGUCCGUUGCACAGAGCACAAUUGUAGAAAUUGCCAGAUUUCGGGCAAGUCAAAGUUAAUUUUUUUUAUAAAUUUUUCUGCCUCUGAUGGUAGGAAAGGUGGGUCUUUGCCCCUUGAUUUAGGCUCCUCCUCCUCCUCACGUUUAGCGUUGGUGACAGUGCUGGGAGGCAAAAAUGAUGACACCUCCUGGCAUUAGGAUUGCAAUGACAAACUAUUUGAGGACGACAUGGAACAUAUAAGUUGAUUUGAAAGAGAAAUGGCACUGAUUAGCCAUUUUGGGACAAAGCUAGCACUGAAGCAAAGCUAGCCCACAUUUGGGCACAAAUAUGGCAUUGUGAAGUUGUAAUGAGGACAGAGAUUCCAUGGGAAACUGGGCACAAAGAUGUCACCGAUAACCUUUUUUUUUUUUUUUGGUAAAGCUGGCCCUGUGGGUGACAUGUUAUCAUGGGAAGUUGGGGUGGGGGGGAGGGGGCAAGGAGGUUUAGUGGUUUCAAUAGAAAAUUUGGUGUGGGUUUCUUUGUCUACGUGACUGGAUUGUUUGACCCCUAUCAUUUCAAGGAGCUUAGCUUGUCUGGCAGCUUUUCUACUAAUGAUUCCAUGGUAAAGUUUGUCAGCACCAGGCAAAACUUGCAUUUGUUUUCCAACCUCAUUAGUAACUUGUCAUAUUUGUUUGAGUUCCUUUAACCCCUUAAGGACACAUGACAUGUCAUGAUUCCCUUUUAUUCCAGAAGCUUGGUCCUUAAGGGGUUAUGGUAGUUUGCCAGGUCUUGGGCUGUUAAGCUGGUAGUGGGAGAAGGUACUAGAGAGCCAAGGAGAUAUGACAUUUUGGGGUUUUAGAAAUUAAGGUUGUCUGCAGCAACUUUAAGUGUUGGGAUGAUAUUAUUAGGCCCUAAUCCUCAUUCUGGUAUAAAAUUCCUCAUUUUAACCAGAAAUUAUCUUAGGUGUAUUAACUUGUAUAUGGCUGAAUAACUAUGCAUGCUAAGUUAGUCGCCAUACAGGUAACUCCCCUCAAGCACGAUAAACACUUUUAUUAAAAUACAUUGACACACAGAUAGCUAUUGCGUUUUGUUUGUUACUGUAUUAUGUUUUCUUUCAUUGUACAGUAUAUUUAUGUUUGUAGCACCAAUUUACAUUAUUUGUAUUAAUUCUCAGUAACCUUACAAGUGGCUGUGACUAUUUUGAGGCAGGAUGUGUCCCCAUGACUUCUUCUAUGGUGCAAUACAAGCUUUGCAUUCUAUAGUUUGGAUUCUAAGAAAGGUGUAUAUUAUAUAGGAAGUGCAAAGUUCCACAAUUACUUGGUAAUGCUUGAAUUCACAAUGUUACCCAUAAGACCUCACCUACAUCAAAUCUACAGCAACACUUUUACCAAGCACUUCCCACCCAUUCAUCUGUCCUGGUUUCUGCUUCAUUUAUAGCAUGCCUUUGCAAGUGUUUCAUGUCUUCCCCUUUUACCUCCUCAAUCAGAUCACAUUUUAGCAGUCUGUGCAAAAGCUUUCAAUGGCUCGCUGGCUAUUGCUUUCAAAUACCCCCUGCUCCCUACUGUCUCAGGUACAAAUCAUAAUCUUUAGAUUGCAAGCUCAAGAGCCAUCUUGCUUAGUACUAUAGCAAAAUAAAUAGUGUAUACCGCACCCAGAAUUAAAUGUACAUAAAUCUUCAGAUGAUAUAAUACUUCUACACUAAAAUAUAUAUAUAUAUUUUUUAAAAUUCUUUAUUUUUUCAUCUUGACAAAAGUAGCCAGUUAACAUUAACAUUACGGCUUAUGCAAAAGCCCGAUAAGUAGUACGCAAGUUCAAUUGUAGUUAUACAGGUGCUAAUGCAAUGCAUAAACAGUAAUUAUGGUAACGAUAUGCUGAUUUGGCUACCUGCCAAGGGAUUUUUCUUUUUUGUAAAACUUUGAUUUUGCACAAUAGACACAGCAGGAUUACAUAAACUUUUGGGCUUACGCAGAAGCCAACUUGGAUAUAAAUUUUGAAAACGUAUCGUAAAUCAGCCGAUACAACAUUGGCCCUUUCCUCGAAAUAAGAAAACGUUGGUACCUGUCGUCUACAGAGGGCUUUACAUUAUCAUACCCAAUCCCCUUUUUGUUGGUUUAAAUUCUGUGAGUUCUCUUUUGGGGAAUUUAACUGUCACCAUAAACAAAACAGGUGUAUAUACACUCUUGGGCUCACUAGGAAGCCAAAAGGAAUUACAUAGCUUGUAAAGAGAUAAUACGCAACCUGAACCUUGCAUGCGCUUUCUGCUAGAAACCCUUGGGGCCCCCAGUCUAUUAGGGUAAGUUAUGUUUUAACCAAGGGCAGGCCAGUAAGUAGAUCAAUUAGCCUCUAUGUACGCUUAUCUUUCUAGUUCUUAAGCUACAUCAUUCCUCUGACCGUAUGAUCCUGCUUGAAUAAAGAAACUAAAAACAAAGAGGUAGGAAGAAUGAGAAAAGAAAAGGAAAAGGUUGGGAUAGAAAAAACCAGAGAAAAAACGAGAAGCAAAGGAGGGGUGAAGGGAGGAUGGGGGGGGCAGCGCAGCCACGGCAUUGACAGACGUGUCACCUUCCGUACGGAUGUGUAUAUCAUGGGUUCAUUCCCAUAUGUGCGAGGCUCUCAAGCUCCGUUCGAGCCCAUUAUGCUAUUGUCCCAUGGUUCCCAUGUUUUUUGGAAUGUCGUGAUGUUCCCUCUCACCCUUGCAGUUAGAUCGUCCAUGAUUCUACACUCUUUGAUUCUGGAGAUAACCCCUGUAAAUUCUGGGCCCUCAGGUGUGAGCCACGCUAUCGCAAUCGCUCGGCGUGCACACAAAGUAAUCUUGUGUACUAGUGUCUGUUCCCUCUUUGUCCACCCGUCCACAGAUCUAUUCAGCAAGUAAAUCCACGGAUCCAGUUUUAGGGGCCAGUCAAACGUCUGUCUUACCAAAUCCUCCACGGAUCCCCAAAAACCCCGCAACUUCGGGCAUUCCCACCACAUGUGGAUGUAUGAUCCACGUACUCCGCAUCCCCUCCAGCAAUCGUCAGUCUCCAGUUUGUGCAUUCUAUGUAAUUUGAUUGGGGUAGUGUACCACCUAAACAUAGUUUUCCAAGACUGCUCCUGGAGGGUGACACAUAUUGAGACUUUAGCGUUCGCCUCCCAUAUCUCCUGCCACUCUACCCCCUCUAGAACCUCCCCGAGGUCGGUCUCCCAUUGGGCCGUAUAGGACAAUCUUCCCCAUUCUUUAUUUUCUUCACUAAGGUGUGCAUAUAGUAGCGUGAUCAUCCCCUUGGGGGCAACCCCAUCGGAACAUAAUUUCUCAUAAAAGGUGGGUUUCCCCAGGGCAGCUGUUUUAAUGUGUUGUUUUUUCGCAAAAUCCCGAAUUUGAACAUACCUGAAAAAGUCCGCAGGGGUUAGGUGGUUACCCGAUUGCAGGUCUGCAAAUUGUAUAAACUCCCCGUUUUGAUAGAGCUGAUGUAGCCGUUGUAGACCCGUUCUUUCUAUAUUGCGGAAAUCUCUGGGGGCCAUGCCGGGAGGGAAUUCUCUGUUGCGGAGGAUCGGGGUCAAGGGGGAGGGGGAUGACGCCAGCCUAUAUUUGGUGUUACAUGUGUCCCAAAUUCGAAUCGAGUUUAGGAUCGCCGGGCAUGUGACCCGUAUCAUCGGUCUGUGUUCUUUAGGAACCCAGAUCGUAAACUGUGGCACAUCAACGCCCACCAUCAUAGACUCAAUGUCUACCCACUUUCUCUCAUCUGGCGUGGAGUGCCACAUGGCGAUCUGCGUCAAUUGGGCCGCUAGAUAGUAGAAGUAAAGAUUCGGGAGGCCCAGGCCCCCCCUAUCUUUUCGUCUGUAUAAGAUCUGUUUGGAGAUUCUAUGUCUCUUAUUCUGCCAAAUAAAGUCUCCUAUAGAUCUUUGCAGGGGAAUCAGUUGCGUCUUUGUGACCCGGAUGGGUAGUGCCUGGAAAAGAAACAAUAUACGUGGAAGGAUGUUCAUCUUUACCGAAUUAAUCCUGCCUAUCCAGGAAAUAGGUUUAUCUGUCCACUUGUCGAGGUCUCCCGACAGUUCCCUGAGCAUCGGAGCGUAGUUAGCAGAAUAUAGACGCCCAGGGUCCGCUGUCAGAUUAAUCCCUAAGUACUUCAGAGAAUCCAUCUCCAUUCGUAUUUGGUAGGUCUCCUGUAAUCUAGCUGUGUCAUCUUGUGUUAGACAGAUCGGGAGGGCGCUGGACUUCUGAAUGUUUGCUUUAUAGCCUGAUACCAUACCGAAUUCCGUUAUCACAUCCUUUAUCGCCACCAUUGAUUUGUGAGGGGUUGAGAUGGUCAAAAGGACAUCGUCUGCGUAGGCCGACACCUUAAACUCUUUGUCUCCCACCCUAACACCUGCAAUGUUCGGGUGCCGGCGUAUCGCUUGAAGUAAGGGCUCGAGCGCUAAAACAAAAAGGAAGGGGAGAUAGUGGGCAACCCUGUCUUGUUACACUAAAAUAUUUAUUUUGCUAUUUGUUCACUCACGAGGUUUUGGAAUCCUUGUACUGUGUACUGCAGUCUACAGAAGGCAUCCAUUUAUUAUGCUAUAGUGAGCAGGGCCGGACUGGGAGAAAAAUUUGGCCCCGGCAUUUUUUUAACACAGCGGCCCACUAAGAACGGGGCGGGGCAGGAGGUGUGUUUUGUCAUCACCAAUGACAAACACGCCCCCUCUCGAAGUGAGCAUGGGGGUUCAAUGCUCUUCCAGGGCAGACCAUGCACAGAGCUCUGCUGAAGAGCUCUAGCAUGAGAAAAAAGCUCUGUAUUUGUUCUGCACAGUGCAAGCAAAUUUAAUAACAUGUUUGCACUGUGUUUCCAUGCAACUUGUCUCUGGUGUCUCUAUAAAUGUAUACCAGGAGACAAAAGGGCCAGGAAAGAGUAUUGUGCAUGUGUUUGGAACCUGCUUGUGGUAUUGCGUGUGUGUAGAGUGAGCUGAAUGUGGUGUGGUAUUGUGUAAUAAGGUUGGUUUUAGUCAUGUUGUGUUUGUGGUGUAAUGUGAUGCAUAUGUGGCUAUGGGCUGUAGAGAAUGUGUGUAUUGGGGAUAUAGCAAGUGUGUGCAUACAGGCUAUAGUGUGUGUGUGUGUGUAUAUAGGUGAUGUAGUGUGUGUUUGCUUACAAGGAAUCUAAUGUGUGUAUAGGGGAUCCAGAGUGUGUAUGUUAAGAGUGUAGUGUGUGUAUAUAUAUAUAUAUAUUUGGAAGUAUUGUGUAUGUGUGUGGUGCACUGUGUUGGGGGGGCUCUGUGUGUGUGAGGAUGCGGUGUGUGUGUGAGAGUGCCGUGUGUGUGAGAGUGCCGUGUGUGUGAUGGGUGAGCGAGUGCUGUGUGAGAGAGUGCUGUGUGUGAUGGGUGUGAGUGUGCUGUGAGAGAGUGCUGUGUGUGAUGGGUGUGAGAGUGCUGUAUAAAUGUUAGAAUGGAUUGUGUGUGUGUUUGGGGGAGGUAAAUAAACAAAAACAGGCAUUAAAUCCCCCCUCCCUUCUUACCUUUAGCCUGGGAGGGGGGGGGACCGGCACACUGGUGACUGGGAGGCGGGGUGGCAGUGUUCCCUGGUGGUCCUCGUGGUGAGUGAACUCUAGCCCGCAUAGCCUGUGGAGCUAGAGUUCACUCUCGCGAGAUCCGGUCGUUGCCAUGGCAACGUGCCGGAUCUCGCGAGAGGAACCCGGCGGAGCUGCAAGUUAGAGCUCCGCUGGGUCCUCCUCUCCUGGCUGGCUCCCUCCCUCUAUCCUCGCCGGCGGCCGCAUGUGGGCCAGUGAGGGAGAUCUUUGAUCUCCCCACCGGCCCGUCGUGGCAAACAGCGGGGCCGGCGCUAGGAGAGUGCCGGCCCUGCAUAAACCGGCAGGGGAGAUCUUGGGACCACCUCUGUCAGCCUUGGCCCAUGGCCACCGCGGCCCACCGGGCAUUUGCCCGGUGUGCCCGAUGGCCAGUCCGGGCCUGAUAGUGAGUGCCUAUCACCCCUGCUGUCUAGCUUAGUACUAUGUUUAAAAAGGCUGUACAUUUCUAAGCUCACAGGGUUUGAAUAUACUGUAUUGUCUGUUUUACCUGACUGUACAGCACUAUGGAAUAUGUUAGUGCUUUAUAAAUACCAAUAAUAAUAAUAAAAUGUACAUUGGCAAUUUCAACCAAAAGACGAAUGGCAGCACUUUAUAAAAUGGAUGUCAAAUUAGUAGGAUUGAGUGCCAAAGAAUUGGGACCAGAAGCCAAUGGCUUACUAUUUGGCGACAGCUUCAUGUGAGACUUCUCCAAGCACGUCUCUGCCUUUACCGCAAUAAACAAAGCCCAGUCCUUGUUAUGCAGGGUCUUUCGCUCCCAAACCCAUUGUUUUUCAUGAAGGGCUGGAUGCUAUAGGGGCCGAAACACCAGCAGAGUAGCCUUCACAGGCUACAGGCCUCGCCCCACAGACUAUUGGGCUUCAGGACGCACUCAACCCUAUCAUCUGCAAUUCUUCAACAACCAAGGAUCUAUUCGAGGACAUGGCUCUGCCUCCCUACACGGAUGUACUGCUUCAGGUAAUAAACCUUCCUUAUUUAAAUGUACCGAUUGCACUACUUUCAGCAAGCUAGAGUGUUUUAGAGGUCUGUAGUGUCCCUUUAAACAGCUCACUGAAGUGGUCUGAGUGCAAUGUCCCAUGUCACUUAGCCCUACAGUGGUAAUUAUUGCAGUCUCUGAGAAACUGCAAUAAUUACCUUGCAGGGUUAAGUCCUCUUCUAGCGGCUGCCACCAGAGGGACUUCCGCGUGCUUAGACGACUUUUGGUCAUCUAAACGACGCUGGACGUCCUCACACUAUGCAUGAGGACUUCCAGUGUCAUCAGAAUCCACAUAGGAAAGCAAUAAAUAAUGCUUUCAUAUGGGAAAAUCCUAAUGUGAGUGCAACCUUUGCUGCGCAUGCGCAUUAGGUCUCCCCCGCCGGCUCACAUCGAUUCAGGUGAUGUGGGAUCGGGGGUGCGAGGGAGGGGGGCACCACAGGAUUCAACAGUGCCUGGAAAAUGGGUUUGUUUUCCUGGCACUAGAGAAUCCCUUUAACAGCUGUGUAACUACCAUAUGGCGAUAUCUCUGUAAGUGAAACCUUUCACUAUAAACUGUUGCACAUACAGUCUCCAAAGCACUAUUACCACUUCAAAUUACUGCAGUGCUCCUGGUGAUUAGUGUGUCCCUUUGUCGGUGUUUCUGACUUCAGUUUUGACUUCAGCAACUCAAAGGAAUGUUCUACUGGGUUGACAUCAGGUGAAUGAUUUGGCAAUUGCAGAAUUUUCCACUUACUUCGGUUGCUUCUGCAUUAUGUUUUGGGUCUGUAUUGUAAAUCGCCAUCCUAUCAGUUUUGCAAUAUUUGGUAGAGGGUAUAGCCCUAUACUCUUCAGAAGACAUCUAGCUGCUUCUGUCAGCAGUCAUAUCAUAAAUGAACACUGGCGACUAAGUUCCAUUGGCGGCUGUCCGUGCCCAUGCCAUAACACUGCCUCCACCAUGUGUCACAGAUCAUAUGGAAUGCUUCUCAUAUUUUUGUCAUCCCUUUGUGUGCCAAGAAAGGGCUUAUGGCAUGAGCUGAUGCAUAGUAACCCAUUUAGAAAACUCAAAAAUGCUCUGGAGGUUUUUGGAAUUCAUUGACAUUCUGAACAUCAGUUUCCACUUCUUGUGCUGCUGCUAUUCAAGUGUUCUCUGAAGAACAAUUAGGGCAGCAGAUAUUGACAAUUUUGCAAGAAAAGGUUCAAGUGGCUUCUUUCUAAUUUAUAAAAAUUUUCUUGGCAUAAAAUUUUGUCUAUACUCUUUUUAUUUUUCUUCUCACUCUCUCUCUCUCUUUUUUUAAAGGGACACUAUAGUCACUCAGACCACUUCAGCUCAAUGAAGUGGUCUGGGUGCAGUGUUCCUGUCCUUUUAACCAUUCAAUGUAUACAAUUGCAGGUGUUUUGCUUUUUUUAAAAAAAAUUUUUUAAAGAAAUUGCAAUGUUUAUAUUACAGAGUUAAAUCCACCUCUAGUAAUUGUCAGUAUGACCGCCACUGAAGUCACUUCCACUGCACUGACCGAGUUGUCACACGAAGCGGAAGCCCACAGGAAUCCAUUGAAUACAAUGCCUUUCCUUUGGUGAAGCUUUGAUGUGCUUGCUGAGCAUGCGCAUCAGGUCCCCAAUGCUGCUCUAUGAGGAGCAUUGGGUUGGACCAUCAUGGAGUGGGCUGUGCAUCUUCCAUUACAUUUUGGGAGGCGGAGAGGUGAACAGCGCCAAGUGAACCUCAGAGCUGGAAAAAGGCAAGUAAAAUUAAUUUCAUUUAAAAUUAUGGAGCUAAAACAGGGUCAGUGUAGUGUUAGUAAUACAGGUUUGUAUUCCUAAUGCUAUAGUGUUCUUUUAAAGGACCACUAUAGUGCCAGGAAAACAUACUCGUUUUCCUGGCACUAUAGUGCCCUGAGGGUGCCCCCACCCUCAGGGUCCCCCUCCCGCCGGGCUCUGGGGAGAGGAAAGGGUUAAAUCUUACCUUUUUUUCCAGCGCCGGGCGGGGAGCUCUCCGCCUCCUAUCCUCCUCUUCGGCUGAAUGCGCAUGCGCGGCAGGAGCUGCGUGCGCAUUCAGCCUGUCUCAUAGGAAAGCAUUCGUAAUGCUUUCCUAUGGACGCUGGCGUCUUCUGACUGUGAUUUUCACAGUGAGAAGCACGCAGACGCCUCUAGCGGCUGUCAAUGAGACAGCCACUAGAGGCUUUAGAGGCUGGAUUAACCCAUUUAUAAACAUAACCGUUUCUCUGAAACUGCUAUGUUUAUAAAAAAAAAAAAAGGGUUAAUCCCAGAGGGACCUGGCACCCAGACCACUUCAUUAAGCUGAAGUGGUCUGGGUGCCUAGAGUGGUCCUUUAAAUUUUACUUUUUGCCACGGCCAUUGCCACGGCCAUGACUUGUGAAAUGGAAAAGUAUAUCCAUAUUUAUUGUAAUUUUCUUUUCCUGUUCAUGAGUGGGGAAACUCAGACUGGUUUUUGUUUUAUUGUAAGUGUGUAAGUUUAGGGAUAAGGAGCAGGGAAGGGGCAAUCGGGCAAUGAAUUAUAUAAAGAUGUAUAAGGAUUUGUGAGGAAAUUGGGCAACCUGACAGGGAGUGAGGAGAGAACAGAGCUGGAUUACCCAAUCUGCAACCAAUGCGGCUGCCUAGGGCCUGGACCUGGGGCUCCAGUUCUGAAAGGACCCUUUGCAUGCUGGCAGGAAUAUUAAAAGAUCUCCAAUUGCAGCCUUGCGCUCCCUCACUUCAUAGAAGAAGCAUUGUGGUCUGUACCAAUAGCAGGCAAGACCACUUUAAGAGCAUCCUUGUAGUCUACCAUUGCUUCUUGAUGACUCUGAGAGCACUCUUAAAAUGGUGUAUACCUGAUAUUGGUAUAAAUGAUGGAGCUCCCCCACCAGGGAUCCAGCUCACCCACCAAUGGCCUACCGAGGACUCUGCUCAUCCUCCACUGGACCGCUAGUGAAGGUAAGCAAGGGGGGUAUAAAAACAUAUACAUACGACAGUCAGGCUCCCCUACUUGCAGAUAGGCACAAAAUGAAAGCGGCUCUGUCACACAGUAACCUUUUUAUUUUUUUUAAAUAUUCCCUUCUCCCAGGUUUCCCCUAAAGUUUCCCUUUUAAUAUAUUUUUCUUAAUAAAUCAUCCCUUUGCGUAGCUGGAUCCACAUUCCCUGCGCUGUCAUCUUCUAAGUGUCAGAAGUGACAUAAGUUCACUGCCUUUUCUUGAGCACAGUAUAUGAAGCACUUUGGAGACGACCACUCAUGCUCAAUAAGCACUGAGGGAUUAAAAUGGAACUGGGCAUCAAAAAUCUCGCAAGACAAUGGAGGCAGGACAGCAUAGAGGUGAGUAUUGUGGGAAAGCUUGCCUUAAGCUACACCCUUUUGUCACAAUUGUCACAAUUGUCAAGCUUAGGAAAAAUAGUAGUCCCUACUUUGUCUUAUGUAUUAAAGAAAAAUGGAUCAGAAAUGAAGACAAGAAGAACAGAUUGCAAAUCAGGGAGAGAAGAGGAGACAAUAGAAGGAAGGUAAGUUUGAGGGGACAGAGCCACUUUAAGCCACUACACACACACAACACUCAACCGGCACACACUGACAACACACCCUGCACCCCCAUACAGCUUUUUCAAACUCAACACUUAGUCAACACAACACAUAUAAACAGAGUGGUGGGGACCCCAGUUUGGCACCCUGACUAAGGCACUUGGCAACCUUUGUCUGGUGACUUGAACACCGGCUCUGAGAGAGAAGGGGGCAGCCUGGUGUGGAAUGUAAUAUGUGGUGAAAUGUUUUAUAUUGUUUUGGUCUAAAUAGUAGCAUAAUAGGAAAUGUCGUUCUCAAACAUGUGAAGCCAUUUAUCAAACACUGCCUUACAGACCUAAUAACAGAAACUGCUGUGCUAGUAAACUAAGCUCGGGACUGGUCUAGGAGCAUGCUAGUCUACGACAUAUUAACUUUUUAGAAGCUGGACAUAAGUACAAUUCAACUUCCUUGAAUAUCCUUUCUUGUGUUACUGUUCCUUUAAUGAAGGAGUGUGUUGGGCAGUGCUGAUCUACCAGGGGCGGAGUAGGAAGCAGGAAAGACACGAGCUAUAUCAUUUCUGUGAGCUGACAGACCAUUCCUCCUGGUUUAAUAGUGAGUGUUCUAAUAUGAUUUAAGUUGCUAUCUAUGUAUCUUGAAGUCAUGUAAUAUGUCAGUGUGCUAUUAAUGCUUAGCUAUAGCCGGGGUCAUGCUGUGGGUUUCUCUGAAUAUAGUGAUCAGACAUUCCUAUGCUUGUCUGUUCUGGUUUCCAUUGUUUGUAUGAUCGGCUGUACCUGAAUGCUUUGUACCGGUGGAUUUAUAAUCCAUGCACUGGGUGUUUACCUGUCAUGGUGCACACCAAUUCAUUUAUGCGUUCUGAUUUGAUAGAAAAUGUAUAGAUUUUAUGAAAGAUCUUCAUAAAUAUAUAGUCCCUCAAUCUCACCAGUCACUAAGUCCAGGUAUAGAACACUAUGGUGUUCUAAGAACCGAGUCACUGGGAGAAUUGGAAAACCCUCCUAAAGGCAACAUGCUGUAACCUGACAAAAGAUGCUGAUUUAACUGAAUAUACGACAGAAAUGUCACCGGGAUUACUUUACCCAAACCAUAAACAGAAAUGUUUAUUUAUUUAAAUGAAAUACCUCCCCAAUAAUGUCUGCUGCGUGUUGUUUGUUCUUCCUUGAAGCCUAUAAAUGCGAUCUUAUUGUGUCACAUGAUUUAUAGACUGUUUCCAUAGCAACAAAAGCAGAUAGGCAUCUUAAAUAUUUUAUUUUGAAAGAUUGAAAAUGCUAAAGCACUCAGUUAAAGGGAUACUCCAAGCACCAUAACCAGUACAACCUAUUUUAGAGGCAUGGUAACACCCACAUGCACUCAUAAACUGGCCACCAUUUUUUUUUAAUGUGCAUGUUGAAGAGAAAGUGUGGGACAGUGUACACUUUGGAGACAUACAUAGCAAAUAAGAAGUGUAUAGGAAAGUGUAUAACAAAAAUCAGCACACUUUUAUAUAUUUAAAGGGACACUAUAGUCACCUGAACAACUUUAGCUUAAUGAAGCAGUUUUGGUGUAUAGAACAUGCCCAUGCAGCCUCACUGCUCAAUCCUCUGCCAUUUAGGAGUUAAAUCCCUUUGUUUAUGAACCCUAGUCACACCUCCCUGCAUGUGACUUGCACAGCCUUCCAUAAAAACUUCCUGUAAAGAGAGCCCUAUUUAGGCUUAAGUUAAGCCUAAAUUCUGUUUAAUUAAGAUUUUCUUAUCCCCUGCUAUGUUAAUAGCUUGCUAGACCCUGCAAGAGCCUCCUGUAUGUGAUUAAAGUUCAAUUUAGAGAUUGAGAUAUAAUUAUUUAAGGUAAAUUACAUCUGUUUUGAAAGUGAAACCAGUUUUUUUUUUUUUUCAUGCAGGCUCUGUCAAUCAUAGCCAGGGGAGGUGUGGCUAGGGCUGCAUAAACAGAAACAAAGUGAUUUAACCCCUUAAGGACGGAGCCAAAUGUACACGUUGUGAACAAAACAAAAUGUAAACAAAACCUGGCAUUUGCGCUACAUGUCUGUCCAACCGUAAUUCACCUCUUUCAUAGUAAAUGCACCCACCCUUAUUAUAUAUCAUUUUAUUCAGGGGAAACAGGGCUUUCAUUUAAUAUCAAAUAUUUAGCUAUGAAACAUAAUUUAAUAUGAAAAAAAUGGGAGAAAAUACGAUUUUAUUGGAUUUUUUUAGUUCUACAUGACAUUUUAAACGGUCAGUGUCAUAAUACUGUUUGCUUUUACUGCAAUAAAAUACACAUAUUUGUAUUCAGCAAAGUCUCACGUGUAAAACAGUACCCCCUAUGUACAGGUUUUAUGGCGUUUUGGGAAGUUACAGGGUCAAAUAUAGCACGUUACAUUUGAAAUUGAAAUUCGCCAGAUUGGUUACGUUGCCUUUGGGACUUUAUAGUAGCCCAGGAAUGAAAUUUACACCCAUAAUGGCAUACCAUUUGCAAUAGUAGACAACCCAAGGUAUUGCAAAUGGGGUAUGUCCAGUCUUUUUUAGUAACCAUUUGGUCACAAACACUGGCCAAAGUUAGCGUUAGUAUUUGUUUGUGUGUGAAAAAUGCAAAAAACGCCAAUUUUGCCAGUGUUUGUGACUAAGUGGCUACUAAAAGACUGGACAUACCCUGUUUGCAAUACCUUGGGUUGUCUACUAUUUAAUGGUAUGCCAUCAUAGGGGUAAUUUUCAUUCUUGGGCUACCAUAGGGUCUCAAAGGCACCGUAACCAAUCUGGCGAAUUUUAAUGUGAAAAAAAUGAAACGCAAGCCUUAUAUUUGACGCUGUAACUUUUGAAAACACCAUAAACCUGUACAUGAGGGGUACUGUUGUACUCGGGAGACUUCACUGAACACAAAUAUUUGUGUUUCAAAACAGUAAAAAGUAUCAUAGCAAUAAUAUUGUCCGUUUAAUGCUGUUUGUGCGUGAAAAAUGCAAAAAACGUCACUUUUACUGGCGAUAUCAUCGUUGUAAUACAUUUUACUGUUUUGAAACACUAAUAUUUGUGUUCAGCGAAGUCUCCCGAGUAGAACAGUACCCCCCAUGUACAGGUUUUAUGGUGUCUUGGAAAGUUAUAGGGUUAAAUAUAGUGCUAAAUUAAAAAUAUUAUACCUAAUUAUUACAUAUAUAUAUGUAGAAUCAAUAUAUGUAUAUAUAUACGUAUGUGUAUAUAUAUGUAUAUAUCUAUAUAAUUUUUUUUAAAUAUUUUUAUUUAUAUAUAGGUAUAUAUAUAGUGAUAUAUACGUAUAUAUUUAUGUGUAUAAAUAUAUAUAUUAUUUCGUUCUAUGUGUAUUUUGAUAUAUAUAUAUAUAUAUUAAUUUCACAAUACAGUUAGAACGAAAUAACACACAUCUAUAUAUUUUUUAAUUAUUUAUUUUUAAUUAUUUUUGUAAUUUUAUUUUUUAACGUAUUUACAUUUUAAUUUUUUUUAUAAUAUAUAUAAAUAUAUAUAUAACAAUAAUUAUAUAUAUAUUUAAUCAGUAUCAGUGUACGUGUAAUUUGAUAUUAAUAUAUAUAUAUAAUUAUAUAUAUAUUAAUAGUAAAAUACACCUAGACGGUGUACAUGUGUGUAUGUAUAUGUGUAUAUAUAUACUUUGAUCAUAUAUAUAUAAUAUAUAUAUAUGAUCUAAGUAUAUAUUAUUUAUUUUUUUACACUAUUUAUUUAUUUCAUUUUUAUUUUCAGCCAGCAGGGGGACCACCUGUCAUUACAGGCAGCCCCCCUGCCGGCAAUACAGAAGCCAGCUAUCCCCGGCCAUGUGAUUGUGGGGUCCUCGCUAGGACCCCACUCUCACACGGCCGGGGGGCUUCCUGGAGGACGGUCGUGCCGCGGGGGGCUCCCUGGGAGUCCCCCCCACCGCGAUCGCCGGCGUGGGACCGCCGGCGACCGGGUAAGUACAGAAAGACCGGAGGGCGUACUAUUACGCCCGGCGGCGUUUAGAGCCGCCUAUUAGAGGACGUAAUAGUACGCCCUCCGGUCUUAAGGGGUUAACUCCUAAAUAACAGUGACUUGAGCAGUGAAAUUGCAAGGGAAUUAUCUAUACACUAAAACUGCUUUAUUUAGCUAAAGUAAUUUAGGUGACUAUAGUGUUCCUUUAAGGAAUAGUGACAAGAGUAAGUACAGAACAUCUGAGAGGAUGCAAUGUUUCAAAAGUAUGAAGCCAGCAGGAGUAUCUAUACAUAAGUAGCAGAGGUUAUACAAUCUUCUUUUGUUGAUUAGGCAUGUAUGUCUGAACACGGAUGUAGAAAAAACGCAAUAGUACACAUAGCCUCUCAGAUAUAAGGGAGAGUGACUAAGUAUAGAUGUAGUAACAAGCUUAUCAGACAUAUGAAACAAAUUAGACGAUGGUAUUGCUGGGAAAAUGGCGAUUAAUAAAUGCAAGCAAACAGUGAGUCCUGAUUUAUAACUAGGGUUGGUAGCUGAAAUAGAGGCAUCACCUGGCAUUCACCCGUUACCGUGAGUAGGCUGUAAGAAGCAGUUCAUCUCAAUGAUCGGUAUGAUGUUGCUGUGUAGCCGGUUCUCAUACUGCGGAGUCUUGAAUGGUCUGCUGAGUUGUGCUUUGUCUCCCACCCUGGCUUUAAGAAGGGCCAGAGUUGUGAUGCUAAUGGUUCUUCUCCUCCUUUUGGUGGAAACCCGUGCCCUAAGGAACUCUGGCUUUUGGGGAUCUCCCCAUUUGCAUAGGUGGUGAGAGGUACGCACACAUUCAGAGAGGCCAUUGGCUUUGAGCAUGGUCGAUGGACCUUAGCAGCGUCCUUACUCUGCAGUUCGGCAAGAGAGGUGUGUGCUGUAUGCAUUUCCAGAAUGCUUUACAGAUUUGGUCAAAUUGAGCCUCAAAAUUCUCCCUCCAUUGCCAUAUUUCUGGGCCCUCCCGAGACUGCAAAGGUUGAGGCGGCAUUUUGGAUUUGUCAUGCGGUCUGCUCAGCAAGAGAUCCCGCCGUAGCAGAUAAGUAUGUUUCCCCAGCGGGGACCGGGAUAACCCCCACUGGUCCAAAGGGGGGAGGGGCUGCGGGGUUCCUGGAUUGUAGCUUGUCAAAGUGAUCGUCCGCCUCUCCCGGCUACCAGGUCGUCUCUUGUAUUAGGCCACAUGGUCAUACUGCAGUGUUUCUUGUCAGAUUGGUGUGGGACUUGUGUCCAGAAGCUCUCAUUCAAUUCAGCAGUGAAUCAUUUGCAUACAGGGCUGUAAAUAUCUUGAUUUUGGGCAGUGAGGGUUAGAAUUAGGUUUAGCUGUGUCAGAGCACUCAAAAAACACAUCCUGCCAUCUUGGCUGCCAGGCCCCGUCCCUGUUAAAAAUCUUUUUCUGAUUUCUGACACUGUCACUUUUUUACCACAUAUCAUUUUAGAAUUCACUCAAUAUGGUGCUUUUCCUAACUAAAAUGUUAUGAAGUCAGAAAUUCUAAACCUUUCCACAACCCAGAGACAUACUUACUAAAACUAGCUCCUAUGGCUAGCACGGAAAUCGCGUACCUUACAACCGUGUCCAAUCAUCUGACACCCAUCUUUUAGAUAACAUCACCAUAAAAUCAUCUAAAAUAUACAAGCUUUUUGUAGUGUGUGUGUGUGUGUGUGUGUGUGUGUGUGUGAGAUGUGAUGUAUGCUGGCUGGAUGCUCAAACUCUAACCAGAACCAGAUGUGUGUGUGUGUGUGUGUGUGGGUGGUGGGCUGGCUUUAUGUGGAGUGUGUUGUGAGCUGGUGUUAUGUAGUGUUUGUAUGUGUGAGGUCAGCUGGCUUUAUGUAUUGUGUGUGCUGGCUGUAUGUGAUGUGUGUGGUGACUGCAUGUAAUGUGUUUGUAGUCGUGCUCUGUGUAGCCCCCUCCUGCUUGGUUUUCUUCAAGAAAGGAGGCUAUGAUACAUUGUGGUCCAAAAGGGGUAAGGCUCAUAUUCCCUGUUGGAGCAGAGAAUUCUUACAUCCUUUUUUUUCCUCACUACUUUGGUUACCAGCAUAUCAGCAGCCUGCCAUUAAAUUAUAAAUUAUCCUAGCUUUUGUGAAAAGAUAAAACAAUCAGGUUUUAUAAGGCCUCCCCACAGGAAGUACCUCCACUUUCUUUGAUGACAUAUAACGAUUAGUAAAAGAAACAAAAGUGAUAAACCAGCAAGAACCAGAAGCAUGCUCAAACAAGCAGGCAAUAUAUUUUGCUGAAGAAGGAAUUCAGGCAAUAUACUCCUCUCAUGAAGAAAUUCCAGGAGACAUUACACUGAAAAAGAGAAGACAAUUUGUGAAAGGAAAUGAUCUUGCAGCUAAAAACAAGAACUAAAAUAAGUGAUAAAUGUAAAGGCAUAUUACAGAUCAAAUACAAAAAAAAUAGGUCCUGGGCUCCAACUCCCAUCACUCCUGGGCGGCAGCAAUGACCAUAGUACACAUCAGCCCCAAUACAUACAGUAAAGACCAAAGGAAAAAAGUUAUCUGCACUCUCUCUCAAUUCCCUAUGCACAUUUAAAAAAAUUGAGGUAAUUUAGUUUCUCCAGUGGCCAUGAGAGAUUUUAGCCCACCUGCCAACGUUAAGUGAAACCCCUCAGGUGGGUCCUACACUAACCUUUCACCUUGCUUCCUUGAGCUUCUGUCAAAGACAUCUCCAAUGAGACAGAGGGGUAUUUUUUAUAUACACCCCUAUAUACUUAUUAACCCUUAAUAGGGAACACAUGGGAUGGGUGGCAGCAUUGCAACAUAUUACAGAUCAAAUUUUACUUCAUGACAGGUUUCAUAUUUUGCUAUUUUAACACUCUGAUAACGGUGAAAAAUCAGCUUGUGAAGAUGGGCAAAAAUAAAAUGUAUGAAAUGUAGUUUCUACUCUUCUACGAUUUUAUUCUGAUGACCAGAGCAGGAAAGGAUUGAAACUCCCUCCUAAUACUUAUAUCAGCCUAAUCAGCAAAGGGAAAAAUCUGGCAGGUGUUACUGCUGGGGUGCGCUUGGCGCACCAUGCUCUACUAUGUACAUUGUACAACGCAGAGUUCCGUACAAAAUACGUAUAAUGAUUGUGAACCGGGAAUAACUUGUUAGCCACUGCGGUUUACUUAAUCCUAAAGUUGUGGUGGGAAACCGAUAAUAGAUUGUCCAGGAAGCCACAUGUGUAACAUAUAAUAACUGUUUCAUAAUAACCGUUUUAGGAAUGAUACUUUGUUGCGAUGCAUGCGCUGUUUCAUAUGUUACAAAUCUCAGAUUUUGAAUGAUUACACAGAUGAGAGACAUGGGGGGCCUGUAGGGGACUUUCUCUGCUCCUUUUCUCUUUACUUAUCUCUCGCAUCUUUCUUUGCUGUCCUCUCUCGCAGACCUUACUACAUUGACAUGGAGGUGGGAAGGACUGACUUACACAACUGACACAGGAAGCCUUAUGGAACCACAAGCAGAUAUAGACAAAAGCUAUUAUUGGGGAAGGCUAUAUAAUUUUACUUAGAAUGAAACAUGAGCAAUUAUACAACACCUGAUAACGCAAAUUGAACCGUACAAGCUGUAUAUCUGUGUAAUAUCUUCAUGUAUGUAUGUGGUGGGGCCUGCAUGCGUACAACUCUUCUGUAUCCAUAUCUAUAAAAACUCAAUAAAAAAAAAAAAAAAAUUCACAAAAAAAAGAAAUGUAGUUUCUAGCGACCAGUCUACUGAGUUCAUAAUACCGACAAGUGAAGCUCUUGAGGACAAAGCACAAGACAGCAUUUCCCUUCAGAUUGUGCUCCAAAAAAGGAGUCAAUACCCAGGAGAGAAAGAAGCCAGCAAACCAGAGUCUUAACUGUGUGGCUUGACAUACGAAACCAAAUCACCUUCUCCCUGACUUGAUUCACGUGGACCAGACGGGAUUCAUCCCAGGUCGAGAGGCCAGGGACAGCACCCUGCGACUCUUCUCCAUCCAACACCAUGCGAGGAAAUCAGGUAUCCGGUUACUAUUACUAUCCACUGACGCGGAAAAGGCAUUUGACCGGGUCAACUGGGCAUAUAUGAUGUCAACGUUGAAACACCUGGGAUGUGGUCAAAGACUCCUCAAAUGGAUAUCCGCCCUGUAUAAUAGCCCACGCGCAACGGUAAGGGUCAACGGAGCCACGACUGCUGAUUUUGCAAUUAGCAAUGGGACCCGACAGGGCUGCCCCCUCUCGCCGUUGCUUUUCGCAUUGACCCUAGAGCCAUUGUUGCAGGCAAUUCGGCUGAACCCAGACAUACAGGGAUACGAAGCCCAAGGUGAACAACAUAAAGUGGCUGCUUAUGCAGAUGACCUCCUCUUCUUCGUCCGCAACCCCAGGACCACAUUGCCAUGCCUCCUCUCGGAAUUUGAUAAAUUUGGACGGAUAUCUGGAUUUAAACUUAACAUCUCAAAAUGCGAGGUCCUGAACAUCACACUUCCCACAGAAGAAUUCCUAUCAUUGGAAUCACAAUUCGCGUUCCACUGGUGCCACGGCAGGAUGAAAUACCUAGGCGUAUGGGUGACCACGAACCCAAGGGAUAUAUUGCGACACAAUUUUUCACCCCUAUUGAAGUCUGUUCUCGCAGACAUGCGAAACCAAGAGCUGGCUGGACUGAGAACCACAAAGUGGUGCAAUAGCAUAGACAUAACAACGAAGGGCAUUGACAACACAAAUAUUUGGAACUUUCUGAAAAAAGGGAUAAAAAAAAAAAACACAGUUAGGAAGUUGAAGCAUCAAUAUUGAUUGUGUGGAUGGUCGAAAUACAAAGAAAAAAUCAACGAGGGGGUACAUGAUGACAUAACAGCGCAUGUAUCUUAAGGAGGAGUUUGACGGGGAGUGUGAAGUGGUCAAUACUGGUGUUUGAGGGGAAGUGCACACGAUCACCAAGCUGAUACACAGUCAUGCCUCCCUAAAUAUAGCAAAAUCUUACUGUAUUCAAGCCUGAAGCUGUAGAUCUGCAUGCUAUUUGCCUCAGAAAAACAAGCUGGGUACUUCACUGGGAACAGAACAAGCAAAAACCUUACAAAAAAGUAAUUCUAAAAAUAGAAUUAAUAGGUUAGUAGAUGGAAGUGAAAUAUUCUCAAUCCCAGUGAAAAUAGACCAAAAAUGUAAUGAAUUUUAUAAUAAAUUGUAUAAUCUUGGGCUUUCUGCGGAUGAAGAAAUAAUAAAAAAAACUUUAAAAAUAUGAAUAGAUAACAAAAUCAGACUUACUAAAAUUUUAAACGCUUGCUUUACCACUAAAGAAGUAGAUAGAGAGAUAGGAAAGUUGAAUGUAUAUAAAACCCCAGGCCCUGAGGGAUUUAGCAACCUAUUUUAUAAAACUUUUAAACAAGAACUUAUUCAGCCUUUGACUAAUUUUAUAUAAUGAAAUAGCUAACAAAUCAAAACCGCCAAAAGAGCUGCUGCAGGUCAACAUAUUACCAAUGUUAAUAAUUAUUAUUACCAGAUGUCCACAAUUAUAUAUGCUGCUAUAAUAGCAACUUGAAUGAAGUUGAUAAUAGAAAACAUGAUUAAUUUGGACCAAAUAGGUUUUAUUACCGGUAGAUCGGCUAGUAACUGCACUAGAAGAAUCUUGGACAUAAUCGAUCAAUCCCGCAGAAGCGGACAACCCCUCCUGGCUCUGUCACUAGAUGACGAGAAGGCCUUUGACAGUCAGUUGGGCCUACCUUGCUAAUGUUCUGGAGUCCUUUGGUGUAGAGGGAUGGAUCCAUGGCGCUAUUAUAGCGCUAUAUUCAGACCGCUCUGCUAGGACCAUAGUAGCCUAUAUAUGUGCAGAGUGGUUUGAGUUACGAAACGGAACAAGACAGGGUUGUCCCCUGUCUCGACUACUGUAUAUCUUAUUGCUUGAACCACUAGCUAUUAAUAUUAGAGAAAAAAAAGGGGUAGAAGGCUUCCAUACGAAAGUUCGGCACAUAAAAAUAUCCCUAUAUGCGGAUGAUAUAUUGUUAUCUUUAACAUCACCUGCUACCUCUCUCACAUGCCUAAUGCAGGAAAUCAAAAAAUAUAGUGCUAUAUCAAAUGACAAAUUAAAUGUGUCAAAAUCGACAGCGUUAACUAUUAAUAUUAACAUUAAAAUAUUAAUAUUAAAAAGACAAUUUGAGUUAAUUUGGACUAAGAACGAAACUAUCUAGGAAUAACUAUAACAGCAAAUGUAGAAAGAACCAUGGAAGUCAACGUUCUAAAGUUAUUAAAAUACACUAACACGACAUUGAAAGAGUGGCGGUCAAUGGACAUAUCCUGGCUCAGCAGAAUUAAUACUAUAAAUUCAUACAGUGGUCCUUUCUAUUUUUAAUGUUACCACUUAAAAUUCCGAAGGGUUGGCUCAACAUGAUUCAAGAUAAGAUUAUAAAAACUUGCCGUUUAUCUUCUUUAGAAGACAACAUGUCAGAAUUAUCUCUAAAACAUUGGCCUAAUAUAAAUAAAAUUACUAUUGAGGAUAUUGCUCACCAAGAUCAAUUAUUAAUUUUUCCAGAUAUUGUGACAAAACUUCAAAUAUCUACUAAGGUAUAAUAGGUGUUUACAUUUCUACGUAAUAAAAUUUUUUUAUACAUACAACUCUGUUAAAAUCUCCAUCAAAUAUUCAGAGUCACAUGGAACAAAUGUUCUGUUGUGAGAAGGUGAGGGAAAAUCACUUCUAAAGCUAAUCAGAUGAUCGAGGCAAUAAACGACAAACCUAUUAAAAUAGUAAACACCUGGAAUAACGAGUUAGGAACUAUGUUUUUUGAAACUGAAUGGUGUGUGGUAUUAAGACAAUUAUAUAAAAAUGUUAAUUGUUUACAUUUAAUUGAGUGCCAAUUUAAGAUUAUGUACAAGUGGUAUCUCGUUCCAUUGAGACUAUCUAAAAUGUAUUCCAACUAUAACCCAAAUUGUUGGAGAUGUGGAAAUCCUGCUGGCACAUAUUUACAUAUCUGGUGGUCCUGCCCAUUAGUGAAAAUAAUAUGGAAAUGGGCAUUUGACAACUUUAGGCUUUUAUCAAACGAAUAUGUAAACCGGGGUGCCGAUUCCGCAUUAUUACAUAUGAAUCUAGAAUCAUUCUCAAAAGAUAACCGAUGUCUGGCAAUACAUAGUUUUAUUGCAACAAAGAUUGUGAUUGCCAGAAAUUGAAAGUCAAGUAUAACUUUUCAAAAAAAUAUUUAUUUUCAACAAUUAAAGUUUCAGUUUCGGAUGAAAAAGGAAAUGUUCAAUUUAAAUCCCCAAAAACAAAAUUAAAAAAAUCUGUUCGACAACUGUCUAAGUAAUAUGUAAACUCAACAAAUUAAAAUAUUACUCCUUGCAAUAGUGAAAAGGUUAAAGAUACAGGAAUAAGAACGUUAAUCUCCUCAUCUGCAUAGUUUAAGUAAUAUGUGUUUAUAUACUCGUGCGUCUUAAUUAAGUGGUGUUAGGCUAUGCUAUUUUAAAUGUUUAAAUUGAUGAAUAUUCCAACAGUGAUUAUCAUGUUUACUUGAAUUACUAAGGUGCAUGUAUAUGCCUAAAAUGUUAUGUUAUAAUGGUAUAUGUGAUAUAUAUAAAAAAAGAAAAGACUAAUCAGGCAAGCCCUGAAUGGGAAUAUGUGCCUCCAAAAUGGCCGAACGGACAGCGUGAAUAGACUGAUACAAGCUGCCAUUGAAAAAAAAAAAAGCAAUAAAGGGGUCCUUGCCCAAAUAUGAGUUGUUUGAUUAAGCACUCCACUGCGGUGGUGACGACAACAUUUAUCAUAGCGUGGAUAUCAGGAUUGCUAUUAAACUCCUCAUAUUAUUGGCAGGUGUGGGACAGGUAAUACUACACACUAAAAGAAAUCAAAUAGAUACGUAUUAUUGUGGGUGUCGCCCAUACAAAGGGACACAACAGCACCAAUUAGAGCUUAGUAUUAUGCAACAGUAUUCGCAAUAGCAGUACAAAAUAUAUAUAAAUAUAGACCCUUAUACGGUGAACAGGUAGACUAAACGGGCACCAAAUAAGGGGCACAAAAGAGCACCAGUCAAAGAUAUUGUCAGAAUGCAGAGGGGUCUGUAUAAAAGCUCACCCAGUCAUAAUAAUCUAGUACAGGGCUUGAAAAAUCACAGGUGCCAGGGCAAAAUUCCUUGUCGCCAUGGUGACCUGGGUGCUUUUUCAGCCCAGAGGGUGGAGGGGGAAUGCAGGCGGGCUGCUAGGGAGCUCUGCUCCCUUGUGUGCCCUGCUGUGAUGCCGGGAGCCGGAAUAUGAUGUCAUUCCGGCUUCGGCAUCCCUAAACAGCGUGAGAGGUAGCAGAACUUGAAGAUUUCAGCACAGCUCCACAGUGGUCCCCAGAGAAAGUCAAUCCACUCUAACUCUCCUAAAGUUGGGGGGCUGGGUAAAUUUUAAAUAAAAAGCAAAUAACAAUUUGUGUGUUUGUCAGUGAGUGUGUCUGUCUCAAUGAGUGUGUAUCUUUGACCAGCUCCCCUCUGAUCGCCUGGGAAAGGUGUUUUUACUCUCCUUUUUUCCCACACCGUAAGAUGAUCUUGGCCAAGCCAAUGCUUUACCAUAGGAAGGCUACUGCGCAAUGUGUGGGAAAAACGCACCGCAAAACGUAGCACGUUCAGCUCCUCUAUGCAAAAUGAGGAGACGUUGAAAGUAGUGCUGCACACUAUGCAGCACUGGACUAAGAAGCUUCUCUUGUGGCCGCCCGAGUGACUGUCAAUAGAGGGGUUACUAGGCAACAAUGUAAACACUGCCUUUUCUCCAGAAAAGCAGGGUGUUUACAUUGAAAAACCUGCAGGAACAGACUCUAGACACCAGAACCACAACAUUAAGCUGUAGUGGUUUUUGUGACUAUAGUGUUCAUUUUUAGUUGGCUCCUAGAUUCCAAGAAAAUUUGUCAAGUCCUGUUGUAGUAUCCCUCUGUCAGCUACUUGAGUGCAGAAAUAGUGUGGGGUCACUCUUAGAAGACAGGAUAUACUGUAUGGGGGCUUACCCAGACAUAAACCAUGCAUGUCCCAACUAUAGAAGGGCUGUGAGGCAGGGGUCACAUAAUGAGAAACCUACAAAGCUGUAGGCGAUAUAUAUUUUUUUUUAAGGAACCCUAUAAGGUCAAUGUAUUCCUGACCCUAUACUUUUAAAAUCAUUAUCUAGCACCCCUGCCCCCGCCCCCUCUUGCCCUUAAAGUCUUUUAUUCCAGACUGCCAGUUCUAGCUCUGCCACCGAUCUGCCUCCUUGGCUGACAUCAUCAGAAGUGAUGAUAUUAACCAAUCACAAUGCUUCCCCCUAGGAAGGUAUUGGAUUGACUGAGAGAGUCAAUUCUGGUGAUCUUAACCAUGGAGGCUGGCCACCACCGGACCACCAGGGAUGGCUGUGUCCCCCCCUUCUUCAUUAAAGGUAAGAAGGAGGGAGCGGGGGAUACUGAUUUAGCAUACUUUUUUUUUUUUUUUUAAACACCUUUACCCCAGCCCCACACACACAGCACCCCCCCUCCCCACACAGCACCCCUACCCCCCACAGCACAGCACCCUUACCCCCACCCAGCCCCUACCCCCACACAGCACAGCACACCCUCUCUCACCCUCUCUCACACAGCACCCACACAGCACCCCUCUCACACACAGCACCCCUCUCACACACAGCACCCCUCUCACACACAGCACCCCUCACACACACACACAGCACCCCUCACACACACACAGCAACCCUCAGACACACACAGCACCCCUCAUACACAGCACACACAAGGCACCCCACAUACAAACACAUACACUGCACCCCUCAAUGCAGUAUGUGUGUGUAUUCAGCGGACUGUGUGUAUGUAUUCAGCAGUCUCUGUGUGUGUACUCAGUAGUCUGUGUGUGUAUGUACUCAGCAGUCUGUCUGUAUGUGUAUUCAGCAGACUGUGUGUGUGUGUGUUUUCAUCAGUCUCUGUAUUCAGCAGUCUUGUGUGUGUGUAUUCAGCAGACUGUGUAUGUAUUCAGCAGUCUGUGUGUGUAUGUAUUGCAUUUGUUGGAGAUACUAAUAAAUAAAAGCUUAAUUUUAUCUAUUUAUAUCAUUAUUUAAAAUUUGUAUCAUUGAACUCUCUGUUGUUGUGUUCUUUUAAAACAAAAGUUGUUAAUUAGUUCGGACAACAGUACGAGUUGUUUUUUCUAAACUUAAACCUCAGUAUUGAGGUUUAAUUGCCGUGUUGGCACUUUAAGGAAAAAAAAGUUGGCAUGUAUUGCGGUUUGGGCACUCGGGCUCAAAAAGGUUUGCCAUCACUGGUAUAGACACUGAAUGUCAGCACUGUCCCAGGAAGGACCUCUAGUAGCCAUCAGAGGAGUAGCCACUGGAGGCGUGCCUAGGCUGUAAUGUAACUUACUGCUCUGACAAAAUGGUGACUAUGAGUCUCACAUGAUGCAUGUUCUGUCCACGUACAGAUUUAUUACUGCACUAAAGUCUACACCAAUAAGAAGGGAUAGAAUGGUUGAAAAGAAAGUUCUGGUAGAGUUCUUCACAUCAAGGCCCAACAGUCAAGAAGGGCGAGUAACUGUGAGAAACCUACCAUCACUAUCUCUAUGCACACAAGAGGCCAUAAAGUUGAGUCUUGAUCUGAAGAGUACCUAGACUCCUUUCUUUUUGGCAGGACCUCUGAGGAAUAGAGAUGAACUCCAAAUCCAUUCCCACAUAAGGAAGGGAUGGGUUUCCUAGCAAAGUAUGUUUCCAGCCGAAAAUCCAUAUCUGUCUCCAGGCACCUCUAGUGGUGGGAAAAUAAACAGGUGGAGCAAGAAAAAAUUUAAAUCCAAGAUACAAGUUAAAGAAUUUAAUAAUUUAUCCACUCACUCAAAAUAUUUGGAGAAAGAAACAUAUUAGAGGUAAAUAAUUAUAAAUACUAAAAAAGUAGAAUUAGAAGUUGAUUUAAACACUCCAGUCACCAUAACCACUACAAUCAAUGUGUUAUGGUGCCAGUAUUUUGGCGCCCUCCCACAACGAAGAAAUCAACUUACCUGGAGUCAGUCAUGAGUGCGUUUUCUGGAGUUACACGCUAGUUUCACUACUAAGCCUUUCUGUGAUUACAAAAUCUAAACAUGGCCAUUUAAGCCUAUUUAAGAAUACAUACUAACCCAUCAAAACUGUUUAAAAUAAAAUAUAGAAUAAAUCAAUCCACGUGAACCAACUGAAGGCUCCUCUCACAAAGACAUUCCCUUGCUUUGAAUGCUCAGUGAGAGUACUGUGAUUGGCUGGCAAUCUCAACUCUCUAAUGGGCAAGUCUUGCUUCUUGUAUGUGUAUAGCUAUACACAUGAGGGUAAGAGACAUAGAAACCUACCCUCAUGGCCCGUGGUAGAGGGUCUAUUUCCUCUAUCGAGUCUGAAAGGCAGCUGCACGCUGCAAACUCUUGCCCCCUCCAGUCACAGCGUACAGGUACCUGUCAGACUGGGUAGGGGAUAAUGAUAAGGGGAACUCAAUGCGCACCUCCGUUUCCACAUGUCAUUAGGAUUUUGCACCCUCCUGGCCUGUGUGCACUAAUGCAACUCUGUCUGUACUGCCUUAUGUAAGUGUCGACCAUAAGUAGAUCUGCUGAACAGGAAAGGUGGAAUGUCUUGAGCUAUAAACAGCUGGUCUAAUAAUAACUUUUUUUUUUUUCAGAGUAGUGUGCACAUUUCUGUUACUUGAGAUCGGGUUUAAUUGUUCCUCAUUGUGCAAUUGUUUUUUUACUUUUGUUUUUCCCUUUUCCUAAUAUAAACUGUUUGUUUCUUCAAGUAAUAUCGGAAGUUAAAGAUUGAAAGGACACAAUACUGUUAGGAAUACCAAUCUGUUUCAAAUACAAUGCCUCUCCUGGGUUUGUGCUUGGCCCUGCCUGUGUGGAGUAUAAUUUAAAAACAAAACAUAUAGUUUCAUACUGUCUCUUACCUUUCUUUAGCCCACUUGGGUCUCUUACAGUUUUGUACCUUACCCCCCCUUUGUGUCUUUUCCCCUUUUUAUGUAUUGUACCUCCUUCCUUUUGUCCCUCUUAUACCCCCAUUUGCCUUUUGCCUCUUUUGUGCAUCCCGUUUGUGUCUCUUGUAUCCCUUAUGUGUAUGCUGCCUCCUUUUUGUGUCUCUUAUCCCACUUGUGUCUCUUAAUCCUCAUUUGUGUUUCCUACCACACCUCUUGUCUUUUAUUCUCCUCACUCCUAUUAUAGCAUAUCCUCCCAGACCGUGAUCUAGGGCAUUCUUUAUCCCCUACCCGGUCUGACAGGAACCACUCUCAAUGUACAGUGGGCUUCAUAUCCACUCCCAUCCAAACUCCGUAUGCUGUGACGAGCUCACUUUUAGGAUAAAAAAAAAGAUCCUAUACCUCAGUCCACUCUACGAGUUACAAAUAGUGCUCUACCCAUCAUCCUCCUGCCUACCACCCAGGGCAGACCACCCCUUAUUUAGUGCGCCAACGCUGAGGUUAGCCUUGUUCACAGUGCACAGAUUGAUCCAAUGCAUGCAGCAGGACUUCACACAAUUUGUAACGAGGUUUUAAGGUGGUAUUCUGGUAAUUCCUCUAACUUUGUGUCAUGGCACAGAGGCAUCAAGAGAAGAGGCCCUAAAUCAAGGGGAUAACCAACAUUAUAAAUUUGGAACUAGCUGCCCAAUUUUUUGUUUUGUCUUUUUUUAUGCCUAAUUAUAAAUAUAUCACUGGGGAAAUCAAGUGCUUUUAAUCUGGUUAGGUGAUGAAUCUCGUUAAAACCGCAACUAUCAAGAUUACAAACCCUUCCCCCAACCCCCCCAAAGCUUUUUCUCCCACUAUGUUAUUUCUAAAUGCUCAUGCUUUACAAUGAUUUGUACUGACUGUAUAUGUGAUUCUUGUGUCAGUGGGUAUUUGUGCUUGUCUGUUGUGUUAGUUUUAUUUUGUCUACAAACCAAAACUAGUAUGUCUUAAAGGAUUACUCCAACCACUUUGACAAUGUUUUUGCUUUGAAAUGGUGCACAUACCGAGAUAUUUGCCAUUUUGUGAGAGGGACUAAUUGCAGCCCGGCACACAUGACUUAGGCACCCGAAACUCUGUUCCGGUCUGUCUAAUGUCAGUUCUGUGCAAAAAGUACAUAAAGCGAGAUGGCAACAGACAUAAUUAGCUACUUCUUUUCAGGCAGUCCAUAAUUUAAUUUGUCACCCUGCUGUCCAUGCAUGCCUAUACAUAAUAGUCUAGGUUGAAAACAUUUAUCACACCAAACACAUUCUUUUAUGCUUUAGAUUUAAGGGAUUAUGUAGGGUUAGGAAUACAAAUUUGUAUUCCUAACUCUAUAGUGCCCUCUGCACCUCUUCCCGCCAGCUAAAAAAACAAAACUUUUUACUCAUCCAAUUCUAGUGCCGAUGUCCCUCGUUGCUCCACCUCCUCCAAUGUCAUCUGACAGGGGGACAUAAUGUGCACGCGCGGAGCGCCUCAUAUGCAUGAGGCCCUCCUAAUAGGAAAGUAUUGACUUAAUGCUUUCCUAUUUGGAUUUCACUCAUGCUGCAUGUCCUCAUGCAGAGCGUGAAGACAUCCAGCAUCAUUUAGGUGACCUAGAGUCCGGUAAACUCACAGAAGUGCCACUAGAGGCUGUCUUAGUACUGCAGUGUAAAUGUUGCAGUUUCUCAAAAACUGCAAUGUUUUAUAAUGCAGGACUAAAUGAGACAGGGACAUUGCACCCAGACCACUUCAAUGAGCUGAAGUCAUCUGGGUGCCUUUAAAACCUUAAGGACCAAACUUCUGGAAUAAAAGACAUGUCACACAUGUCAUGUGCCCUUAAGGGGUUAAAGGGACAUUAUAAUCAUCAGACCUACUACAGACAAAUGUAGUUGUUCUGGUUCUUAUAGUCAGUCCCUGCAAGCGCUCACUGAAAGAGAAAAGACCGUGUUCACAUUCCUGCCUAGGGAUACCUCCAGUGGCAGUGAUGGUCACUAUUGGUGCUUCCUGAAUUAAUGCUGCAUUUAGCGUCUCUACGCUUUGCAUAGAGAUGCAUUGAUUUAAUACAUCUCCACGAGGAGAUGCUGACUGGCCAGGGCUGCAUUUGGCUCUGCCCCAUCCGCCUACUUAGCUGAGAUCAUCCGUAUUGACAAUCUCAGCCAAUCCAAUCUGUGGGAAAGCAAGGGAUUGUAUGGGAGAGUCAGUUUUGAUGAUCUAAGCCAUGGAGGGAGAUCGGGGGCUCGUUGGGCCCAAGCUGCCAUGGGAAAAAGUUAUGUUUUCUACCUUUUAAAAUUUUAAAGUCGGCAGGGAGCUAACUUUUUUAACACUAUAGGGUCAGGAAUACACAUUUGUGUUCCUGCCCCUAUAAUGUUCCUUUUAACUUGGCUCCUCUUCCUGUUUGCUGCUAAGUUCUCCCUCAGCCCAAUUCUCUGCAGUGUUUCAAAGCAAAAUGCUGCACUUAUAGACCACAACCACUUCAGAUCACUGACAUAGUAAUGGUGCUUAGAGUAACCCUUUAAAUAAGUAAUCAAUGGAGUUGCUUUGAGAUCUUGCUGUUGAUAAUUUAAAUAAUUUCCUGCAGAAAGCAUAUGAAGCCACACAGAAUUAAUACUUUAUUAGUGUCAAACAAAUAAAAAUUAAAAAAAUCAAUGUGGCAAGCAUAGCCCAAGUAGUUUAGUAGAAGAUUACAAGAUUAGUUGAAACACCCCUUGAUGCCACUGAGCUGCCCUGGACAAUAUUUGUUUAGAUGAUGUACCUAGCCUAGAACAUAAAGAUGUCACUGCACAGGCUACACUAAUUUAUUCAUAAAUCGUAUUUUAUGGAAUGCAUUAUGUGUAGCAGAAGAGUGUGCUUUGAGUUAAUUUGGGUGACAGAUGGUGGGUUUCACAAUUCUGUAAACUCUUGGACUGUGAGUUAUAUAUUGGAUGAAUUCUUGUUUAAGCUAGUUCAGGGUAUUUCCUUGCCUCAUGAGUAUGUGUGCCUACAUAUGCUGCAUGAUUCACCUCCCCAUGUGGAAACCUGUGUGUGUAUAUAUACCCAUAGCUGUGUCAUGAAGCUUCAGAUCACUUUCAGAUUCAGAAGCUCUAACGCACCUCUUGUAGGAAAAGGUAAGAAAAAAAGAUUUGUCUCGUUUUGGUCUAAUAGCAUUUAUUUUCAGUUAACUUUUUAACUUUAUUCUGGGACAUACUCACCAGUACUAUACCCCAACAUCUAUAGAAACAUUUCCCUUAGAUAAUAACAUUUUGAUCCACUGAAAAAUGUCUCUAUCCAUUCUAUCAGUGACCUAGGAAUCACAUGGGGAUUUCAUAUUUAUUUUCCUACAUUAAAUCCCACAUCAUUUCUAUUAGUGGGAAAAUAGCAUGUGAAUUGAUACGUAAACAAAGUAAUGAGAUUUCUAAAAGUUAUAUUGUGACAAUUUUCGCCACACUCUUCAAAUAAUAAAAUACAGCUACAAUAGUACAAAAUGUGUUUCACUCAGUGUGUGGAAUUUAGAAUAGACUAGUGUAUUUGCAAAAAAACUCUAGGUUUUGAACUUAUAUUUUAAAGUUAGCACUUUUUAAUUUUCUAUAUUAAUCAGAAGAUUACUAAGACUUUCAACUUGUGCUUUUAUAUCAUAGUUGAAAUUUCUGCUUGAAUACAGGUAACUAACUUAAAAUAAAUUUUUUUGUAUAGUUUUAUUUUUAUUUAUUUUUUCAAGAAAUAAAAUGAGCUUUUUUGGUUUUAUUUUAUUGUUUUGUAAUGCAUAUGUAUAAUUUUGUCACACCAUAUACCAACAUGGUCAUCAAUCUUUAAGUCUAUUUGGACAUGAAGCACCACUUAUAUGAACAAAGACUACACAAAUUUUAAAACCAGUGUUCUCGCUUUAAGUUGGUUAUCUGCAUGAUUUUUACAGACUAUACUACUGACCAAAGUGGACUUAAAGGACCACUCUAGGCACCCAGACCACUUCAGCUUAAUGAAGUGGUCUGGGUGCCAGGUCCAGCUUGGGUUAACCCUUUUUUUUAUAAACAUAGUAGUUUUAGAGAAACUGCUAUGUUUAUAAAUGGAUUAAUCCAGCCCUCAAAGCUAGACAGCCGCUAGAGGCGCUUGCGAAUAUAUUUGUAUAGUGUUAUCAUAUCCCCUCUCAGGCGACGUUUUUCUAAACUAAAGAUAUUUAAAUUUGUUAACCUUUCUUCAUAGCUGAAAUGUUCCAUUCCUUUUACUAAUUUUGUAGCCCGCCUCUGCACUUUUUUAUAGUGCCAUAAUAUCCUUCUUUAGAACAGGUGCCCAAAAUUGCACAACAAAUUCAAUACGUUUGCUUACUAUUAGUAGAGAACGCUUUGAUAUAUCGUGUGUGUGUGUGUGUGACUGCGCAUGCAUGCAAAUUUUUAAACUGGUAUGAGAGGGUUGGGAAACCAGAAAUCAUAAUUUGAAAACAAAAAAGGAACAGACCUCGUGCCUUUAGUGUAAUGUCGUAGGAAAUGUUUGGGAGUUUACUCCCCAAAUUGUGCGUUGUGGUGAGCUGUCAAGUGAAUGGCAACAGUUAGAUCAUUAAUUGGCAUGAAUUUCAAUAGCUCAUGACAAGAUAUUAUUUAAAUGGACCCUCCUGCCCCUAAGACACUUUCGCUCGUUGAAAUGCUUCAUGUGUAAAGGGUGUAUCCUUUUUUUUUUUUUCUUCUCAUUUUUCAAAAAUUACAGAACUUUACAUUUUUUUUUAAUUAACCUGGUUACACCCCCCUGGCUGUCAGACAACCAGUCCUGUUACUUCCUGGUUGUUUAGCUCAGUGGAGCUAAACUCAAGAGGCAGAAAUUGCUCAGACCAGCCACAGAAAGUCUGGGUGGGGUAAGAAGAGGAGGGCUUGCAAAGAAAUAUGCAGCUUUUGCAAGCUGUUUUUUGAUAUAACUCUAAUGAAAAAAUGCGUAAUUAAAUUAAUGCACAUUUUCAUUGAGGUAUAUAUAUUUGAAUGCUUGGUUGUAUAGGGAGAGGUAUUAGCAGUAUAAAGAGGGAAGUGCUCAUGCCAUUGUACAGAACACUGGUGAGACCUCACUUGGAGUAUUGUACACAGUACUGGAGACCGUAUCUUCAGAAGGAUAUUGAUACCUUAGAGAGGGUUCAGAGAAGGGCUAUUAAACUGGUUCAUGAAUUGCAGGAUAAAACCAGGAAAGGUUAAAGGAUCUUAACAUGUAUAGCUUGGAGGAAAGACGAGACAGGGGGGAUAUGAUAGAAACAUUUAAAUACAUAAAGGGAAUCAACACAGUAAAGGAGGAGACUAUAUAUUUAAAAGAAGAAAAACUACCACAACAAGAGGACAUAGUCUUAAAUUAGAGGGACAAAGCUUUAAAAAUAAUAUCAGGAAGUAUUACUUUACUGAGAGGGUAGUGGAUGCAUGGAAUAGCCUUCCAGCUGAAGUGGUAGAGGUUAACACAGUAAAGGAGUUUAAGCAUGCAUGGGAUAGGCAUAAGGCUAUCCUAACUAUAAGAUAAGGCCAGGGACUAAUGAAAGUAUUUAAAAAAUUGGGCAGACUAGAUGGGCCGAAUGGUUCUUAUCUGCCGUCACAUUCUAUGUUUCUAUAUAUACUGAACAAGGAUUAUUUCUUUUUUUUUUUUUUUUUUAUAUUGUGUAAUGGAGAGUCCCUUUAAACAUUGUAUCAUAAUAUACUGUGUAUACCUAUAGUAAUUGAGGUAUUAAAAGUAAGCUGCACUCCAAAUGCUGGUGUGUAAGCUUUAGGUGUUGUAAUCCUUAUCGUGUGACUGUUGAUUUGCUCUCAAAUACCAUGACCUCUCCUGUGCAUCUCAAGAAUGUUUUCAAUGUAUAUGUAUGCAUGCUACACAUGUUAUACAGUUUGUCAGUAGUGAUCUAAUAAAAGAGAGAGGAGAUCUCUGAACAUGAAGCAGAACUCUUUUCCAUAAUCACUCUAGUUAGUGAGAGGAUGAGGGUACUGAAAGACAUCAAUUCAUAAUGUCUUUAAAGGACCUCUAUAGUGCCAGGAAAACAUACUUGUUUUCCUGGCACUAUAUUGCCCUGUUGGUGCCCCCACCCUCAGGGUCCCCCUCCCGCCGGGAUCUAGGGUGAGGAAGGGGUUAAACUUACCUCUUUCUCCAGCGCCGGGCGGGGAGCUCUCCUCCUCUUCAGCUAUAUGCGCAUGCGCGGCAAGAGCUGCGCGCGCAUUCAGCCAGUCUCAUAGGAAAGCAUGAAAGUGAAAAUCCCAGUGAGAAGCACGCAAGCGCCUCUAGCGGCUGUCAAGAGACAGCAACUAGAGGAUGGAUUAACCCUAACAUAAACAUAGCAGUUUCUCUGAAACUGCUAUGUUUAUAGAAAAAAGGGUUAACCCUAGCUGGACCUGGCACCCAGACCACUUCAUUAAGCUGAAGUGGUCUGGGUGCCUAUAGUGGUCCUUUAACCAAGCACAUGAGAGAGAUUGCUGGUAAGUAGAGAUCUGUGUUAUCAGACACUCAGAUCCCUUGGUAGUCUCUCUAGAUCAUUAAUCAUAGAUUCGGAGGCAGAGCUUCCACUGCCCCUAUGUUUUGCAACUGCUCCCCUUGUAAAGCCUACUUAUAAAGUGUCAAUUACAUAGACUCCAAGAUAAUUCAUAUAAAAUGCAUUUUUCCAAGUAAGUAGUCAAUUCUUUGAAUUUGAACUUAAUUGUACAGUGUUUGCACAGUUCCCAAUGGUGAAAAAACACUGAAUGAGUGUGUUGUAUUUCGUAGUAAAGUUAUCAUUGAAUGGUGAAUGUAGUGUUUAUUGGCUAAGUUAUCUAAUAGAAAGCACCUCUAUAUUAUUGGUUUUGUAUUGUGCCCAGGAGCUCUCAUGAGCCAGUUACUUGUUUUUUCCCCCCCUUAUUUAACUUUGUCACGAACAGUCUAUUUUCAGGAAAAAAAGAGUAUUAUAAGCUAGUUUUAAAUGGUAUUGUUUUUAAGAUGCUUAGCCGAGCAAACUACACUUGAGAUAUCCUACCUUCUCAAAUUCCCACUAAGUAUCUGUGUGUGAACCUACAAUACUCGCUGACAUCCAUGGAUAACAACACUGCUUGUGUUCUCCUACAGGAACUGACAGGAUGAAUUUGGACGUGGAACUUGUUCUUCUCACCUAUUUGAAACACACCUCUUCUGAAGACCAUGAGUACAAGCUUGUACUAGACAUACUGGAGCGUGACUUUCAGACCCAUGCUGACUAUGGAGACCUGGAGACAGACGGAAACAUCCCAGUGUUGCGGACCUCUGGUAUGGCUUAAACUGCUACAAUGUCUAAAAUGCCUCUUUUUAACGUGAUCUUACAAAUUUAGAGAACCAAUGUGUUCUAGACCUGUGGUUCCCAAACCAGUCCCCUCAAUACACACCAUUGGAGCAGAGGUAGGAAAAGCCUAUAUUUUUGAGUGUCUCUGCACCUUAUAGCCUGGAGCUGGGACUACUGUUCUAGAGCAGUGUGUUAGUAUUUUUUUCUCCGACACUCAUUGCCUCUGUGAUUUCUUUCUAAAAUAAGAAGUUACAGUGAGCAUACUGCAGUAAGAUCCAUGCCUCUGUCCAUGUCUAAGUGAAAUCUACUUGUCCUAUAUGAUCAUCUGUUAGUGCUUUUAUACAUACAUCAUUAAACUCUUAUGAUUUUAUAUACAUUGAAUGAUGGAUUGAAUUUCCUGUAACUUCCCACUGAACCUACUUAGCAGGCUUGCAAAUUUUGUUUGUAGGAGUAGCAUAAAUAUACAGAAGCAUUGGCACCAUGUCCCACUGGAGAGUGAAGAACAUCAUAGUGGACACAAAACUGGAAACUGCACGCUUACACGAGCAAGCAGCAGGUCCAUAGAGGACUCGCUGUAAUAUAGGACAGUCAUUAUUUUUUCUAUAGUGUAGAAAGAUUUAAUUAAUGAUUAAACUGAAGGCAGGUAUGUAAACUUUUACUGCAGGACCUACCUUGCCUUUGUGUGUUCACAGUGAGAGGGCAAAGCCCAAGUCAAGGUAGCUCUGAUUCAUGGAUCAUCCUAUCACCAACAAACUGAGUGGUACAGGUAUGGUUAAUCAAAGUGUGAAUUAUCAGGAAUGUAAAGUUAAUCGUAGGCCAAAUUAGAAAAAAUAAAAUAAAAAUCUCCAAGUCAUAUUAACAGUGCUUUCAAUUUGGCCACCCUAAAAUGUGAAAUUUACUUUCAAUUCCCAGCAAUUCACAUUUCCAUUGAAUAACUUUGAUAGGCACACAUUCUGCUUCCAUUUCCAGUUUAAAUGAAUACUCCUAACAUAUAAAGUACUCCAGCUAGCUAAAACAUCUUAAUUAUGUUUUAAACACUCUAGGUUUCCACAUUUUAUAUGUAUAACAAUGGAAGAUUAAUUUAAAACAACUAGAUCUGUUUUCCGUUCAGCCUUGCCUCAUCACUGUGACCUGUCCUCUGGUGUGGCAGCAGCUGAUUUUAAAAAAAUGUUCUUUUAAAAACUGUACUCUCUGCUUUGUUAGAGGACUCCGGGUUUGUGGAUGAAGAGCUGUGUCGUCGUAUAGGAGCUCAGCUAGCAGAGCUGGGUGACAAACUAGAACGUGAGGGAAGGAUAAAGAAAGAAGUUGUAGAAUGUGUGGUUCAAGAUCUCCUCACCAAUUCACUUACUGAGUCGGUAUGUAAUAAUAGUAAUAACCACAUAUAAAGCAGUGCAAUGAAAGAGGAACUGGUUUACGAUAUAGUCAUAUAGUAUCUGCUGCAAAUAUACCCCUAGGUAAUUGCUAUUUGAGUAGUUAAAACAUUUGGGUUAAUGUGCCUUGUCUGUUGGGGCAUUUUAUGUAAAAUUGAAACAAAUUUAGAUUGUUUGAAAUAUUUUAGCUUUGUUCCAAACCGUAUACUCCAUGGCUCUGAGUAGGUCACUAAUUCAAUUAAGAUUGCUUGUAAUAGCACUGCUUGAAAUUAGGCACACUCACAGUCGUAUCUUGUGAAACAUAUGUAUGUCUGUCAUUUACAAUGUUGGGAGGUGUGCUUUUUGCAUUUGUUUCAGCACUCAUAUCAUGUUAGCAAAUGCAGAAAAAUGUUGCCUUAUACCAACAGUCAAUAUUUGUAUUGUAUAAAUUGAGAAUAUCUGCAUUGUUGAGUGUUAAACUAUUUUGGCUUUCAUUUUGCAGAUUAGUUAUUUGAUUUGGAUAUUUAAAUUUUCCAUAUUGGCUUGGGUUUUGCAAAUUGUUUUCAAACUCAGUUUAUUAAAUGCACUUAAAUGUCAAUAUUGCUGCUCCAUUCAUAAUAUAGCCAUGUAUUUAAGAUGUAGCAACCACACUUUCAUACCAGAUUCACAGUGUUGUACAGAGAAAAAGCAGGUUUCUUUUUACCAUCAAUCCGUGUGUUUAGUGCUAUGCAAGACAUAUUGCUGGCUGGAACCUAUAUAUCUGCUAGUUUUCUGUAAUCUUUCAGUAUUACACAGUUAUAUUUAUUGUAGACUGCCUGGAUCCAUGCAAUUUUACACACGUGAGUAUAUUGUAGACUGUAAUCAUGCUAACUGUGUAUCCUGAGUAUCUUAAUUGCUAUAGCUUUGUGGAUGUCUUUAUGUUUUAAUUUCUGCUCCCCAGUUAUAAAGAUAUUUUGAAAGAACACUUUAAUAUAUUUCAACACAACUUUGUGGUGCCCUUCAUCUUCUGUAGGAAAUCGACAGUCUCUGUUGCUCUUGGAUGAAGACAGAUCGUUAAUUCACCUGAGCAGGAGCUAAAUCCACAUGUACUAAUUAUACCAUUAUAGUGUAAUGGUUCUCAACCGAAUCCUCAAGGCACACCAGUGUUUCAAGUUUUGUUCAUAUCCCCUUGAAACUGAACUGGAAAAUGCUUAAAUUCUGGAUGAGUGAUUGGUAAAAACCAUUGUUCUAAUGACACAGAUUGAUAACAUUCGUAAUCUGGCACUGUAAUGAUGCUCACCAUUCUAAACAGAAUGACCAAAAAUUAUGAAAGCCAUUAGCCAACUGAACAUAGGAACUGUCGGAAAAGUAAAACUUUCACUAGAGUGCCCUCUAGUGUAUAUAUUUGGAAUUGGAAAAACUCUCUGCCUGUUGCCAGUAUCCUUUAGCUUGCCUGUGUGUGUAUACACUACUGUGCAUCAGUUUUAGGCAGAUGGUAGAAAUGCUGUAAUGUAAGAAUGCUUUCAAAAAUAGAAAUGGUCAUUUAUUUUUGUCAGUUAACAAAAUGGGAAAAAAGUGAAUAGAAGAAAAUUUAAAUCCUAUCAAUAUUUGGAGUGACCACACUUUGCCUACAAAACAUCAUUAAUUAUUCUAUGUACUCUUGCGCAAAGUUAGGGAAUUUGUAGGCAUAUAAUCAAGUGCAUGAUUAAAUAAUUAUACUGAACAUAAGAUGAAACACAAUCUUCUAGUGAAAUGGAAACAGCCGUGUGUGAGGAACUGCCAAACUCUGCUAACAAGGUGAACAUGAAAGUGAAUUUAUUGUAAAAAAAAAAAAUCUUCACUUUCACCUUAAGGUCAAAAGUCAUACCCCAUGGCAAGACUGAGCACAGCCACAAGUAACAAGGUAGUUAGUUAUACCGCAUCAGAAAGGUCUCUUCAGGGAAUAAUUUUAAGACAGACAGGGGUUUCCAGAUGUGCUAUCCAAGAAGCACAAAGCAACAUUGAGGACUAUAGCUGUAGUACAGCAGAUAAGACAAAUUGUGCUUAAUUCCCCUCACAAUCAAAAGAUGUCCAGCAGUACCAUCAGCUCGGAAUUGGAAGAAUUCAGUGGCCAUCCUAAUACACCCCUCUACUGUCCAGAGAAGUCUGAUCAGAAGUGAUUUAACGUGAAAACAAAAAACAUCUGACUGAAGCAGAAUGCAGUUUGUUCGCCAAAGGACUGGAGAGAGGUAGAAUGAGUGUCUGCUGGCAACAGUGAAGCAGAAUGGGGGUUCCUUGCAGGUUUGGAGCUGCAUUUCUGCAAGUGGAGUUAGCGAUCUGGUCGGAAUUAGUGAUCUCCUCAAUGCUGAGAAGUACAGGCACAUACUUUUUCUGUCAUGCCAUCUGUGAAGCACCUGCAGUUUUAAAAAUAACAAGGAGUCCUACAAGUGAUGGUAUGGCCCCCACAGAGACCUGAUCUCUACACCAAGACUGUCUGAGAUUACACAAAGAGACAGAGGCAAAUUAAGCUGCCUAAAUUCUCAGGCAAACUAUGGUUAGUUUUCAGAGUGGUUUGGAACAGCCUACCUGCCAAGUUCCUUACAAAAGCUGUGUGGAAGUGAACAUAGAAGAAUUGAUGCAGUCUUGGAUUUUUCUUUUAUUCUCGAUUUUUCAUUCACUCUGCAUUUUGUUAAUUGAUUUUAAAGAAUAUUACUAUUGCCAUUUUGAAAUUUUAAUACAUUCUUACUUUGCAGCAUUUUCUUACACCUGAUUAAACCUUUUGCACAUUCAUGCAAAUAUAUCUAUAUGUGUAUCAUUCUUUGCAGUCAGUAAGACAGCCCAGUUAAUUUGCCACCUGCAGAACUCAACUUAAGUUUAAGUGUUGCAAGUUUAGUUCAUCUCAUCCUCCCAUGGUCAGUGGGCCAUAUAUCAGCAUGACUCUGGGAUAGAUGUGCAAAAAUAAUUUUUCAAUGUCCAGGAAUGACUUCUUAAAGUGCAACUUUUGUAUUUACACUGUAGUGAGUUUUAUUGUGUUUGGUCUCUCCACAAUCUUUUUGAUACUUAGCGCUCUCUCGCCUUAAAGGAACACUAUAGGCACCCAUACCACAUCCCUUGUUCUCCGUUAAGUGGUUUGUAUGCAGUGUCCCUGGUGUUUUGCUCCUGCAGUGUAAAACAUUGUUUUCAUUGCAGGUUUAAACACAACUCUAAUGGUUGUUAGUAUGGCAGCUUGUUGCUGGUGCUUCUGGAGUGAUAACCGAGGCAGAUUCAGAGAUUCCCUAUGUUUUAAUUGUUGGAGCAUAGUGCUCCUUAUUCACAAUACUUCUCUAUAAGAGGCAUUGAAUUCAACGAGAAGAAAUAGGAGAGCAGACGAAACAUGAUCCUUAAACAGGCAGCUGCACAGACUGAGUCUCGACACUAGAAAAUAAAAGGGUAAGUAUAGAGUUAUUUAGGUUAAAUUUUUAUUAUUGUAUUAUUGUUGGUGUUAAAGAUCAAUAAGACUGGAUCAUGUGGUAUGCAUUUACCAAUCUAUAUACUUUUUUUAAAAAAAAUUUAUUAUUAGUUUUGGUUUUAACUUUGCUUAUUUUAUGUCAGUCUUUUUUAUGCAUGUAUUACAUCGUAAUCGCGUUUUUGUAUGCUGCUUGCUUUUACAUUUUAUUUUUAAAUAUAUAUAUAUUUUUAACCAUUGCUAUUGCAUGUGUGUAAAAUUCGAAUAUCUCAGGUUAAAGCUCUCAAUAUCUUGCGUAUGGGGGUGGUCCAUCUCACCUUGUAAGAGGAACCAUCUUUGGUCCUGUAUGGCAGUGUGUCAGUCUGUCUUUGUAUUAAGUUUUGAGUGUAAAAUAAUUCCACAGACAAGUAAACACAUUUCUGUAAACAGUGGAGUACAGCUAAAGACUGAUUAGGCUAUGUUGAAUGUAUGUCCUGAAGAAAAUUCUUGUAACUGAUUAAUCAAGUAAUCUCAUAAAUUAUCAGUGUUCUACUAUGAUGCUUCAUUACUAAGAGGCUACAUUCUGUUAUGUUCCAGUAUGUCAUGUCACAAAGUUUAGUUGGAAGCAUCUUAUCACUCUCAGAAGAGUGACAAGCUCACUUGACCCUGUAAACACUGCCUGUCUUGGGUAACGCAUUAUCUGUUUGUUACAGCGUUUUGAAGAACUGAUAAAAUCUGUGAUGCAGAAUCUUCCCGCUGGCAUUGAGACAGAAAAGGCCACCGUAGCAGUUGCAAUGGCCCUGACCAAGGAGGUUGGUUGUAGCGUUCCAAGCCUCUUGCAGAACUUCUUCUAUUAUACAGCUGGAUUCAUUCAGCGUAACUAUUUGGCCUAUUUGCAACAAAUUGACAGACAGGUGAGUGUUGACGCAUACAGAUUCUGUAUCAAUCCUUAGUUAUUUUAAUUUUUUUGGAGUUGCACUGCUGACUCUCUAUAGAACCAUUCAGAUAAACCAGGGGUUCCUAAACUGUGGUAUGCGUGCCCCAGGGGGUACGCAAAAUAAUUUCAGUAAUGGGUGCCGCACCGGUUGUGAGGCGGCCUGGUGGGCCGGCAUGGGUCGAGGAUCAAAGGAUCUCACCUGCUAACCCACCUGUGUGUGCCUUCAUAGGCUGGUGGGGAGAUCAAAGAUCUCCCUCACCAACCCAAAGGCACUGACCAGCUGCCUGUGGGAGAGGGAAGGAGACGCCGGGAGGUGGAAAGGUCCUCCAGCGAGUUCGGCAAUUGGGAGCGUUGCUGCGGGUUACCAUGGCAAUGCUCAGAGGAUCUCACGUGAGCGGAGCUGCAGACAGGAUAGAGCUCCUCCCCUCCACCAGACGAUAAAAAGAGGGGACAUACUGUUUGUUUAUGCUUCCCUCCCCUUCCCUCCCCCCCAUUCUCCUUAAGGACACAACUUCUGAUAUAAAAGGGAAUCAUUACAGAAUAUUUCCGUCAUGUGUCCUCAAGGGGAUACAUAAUGCACUUUAAAAAAAAAAAAAAUUAAUUACUCAUAUUUGCUCAUCCCCCAACCUCCCCCCCACAGACAGUAUGUGUAUCUGUGUCAGAGUAUGUUUCUGUGUUUCACUGUAUCUGCAUGUGUCAGUGUUUGUAUCUAUAUGUAAGUUUUUGUGUGUCUGUGUAUGCAUCUGUAUGAUUGUGUCUGUACCUGUAUGUAUAUCAGUGUGUGGAUCUGCAUCUAUAUGUGUGUCAGGGGCAGAGGAGUAGCAGGGGGUGCCAGAGAAAAAGGGGAUAUGGGACAGAAAAUGUAUAAGUUUGAAAUAAAUGCAACUAUAUUAAGUACAAACAUUUUGUUCAUGGGAGGGGUACAAUUUAUGGAAAUGGGCUGCCAAGGGAUACUCAAGUGAAAAAAGGUUGGGAACCACUUGGUUGAAGUGAAGAUGUUCUAAAUAAUUUCACUUACCUGUAAGCACUCCAAUAUACAUUGUAUACACCAUAUAUCACAAAGAUGCAAGGUGUAUUCAAUGUAAAAUAGAGAUUUACUAACUUUUCCUCCGUUACAAUGGUACAAAUUUCUGCUACCUGCAAACUUGUUUACAACAUGAAAUUCAAAAUCCUACCUUUUAUAGUUACUGUUUGUGUUUAGAUUCGUAAAGACCCCUGCCUGGCCCAUCUUUAAGAAUGUCAAAAUUUACUAUAAAACUCACCUUUAUACCAGUACUGAGUCAGUGUCCUGAGAGCAGGAAGUAAAGAUGGCUUUGGAGUCAGGCUGAGCACCGCCAAGUCUUCUCAUGGAGAGGCAUUAGAGCAGGCCUAUCCAACCUGUGGCCCAACCUGUUGCUGAACUACAACUCCCAUGAUUCUUUCAAUGAAACAGAUAGCCAGGGAAUCAUGGGAGUUGUAGUUCAGCAACAUCUGGGUGGCUGCAGGUUGGACAGCCCUGCAUUACAGUGUUUGAUGUCAUCAUGCUGGACAUAACACAGAGUCUUUGGUGUGAUAUCCACUAGUCUCGUAGCUGCAGACAAAUAUUGCCUUUUUUUAAAAGAAACCAAAAUGAUUUGCAUUUCUGAAGACAAAAAAAAAAAAAAGAGGGAACUGGGUAUAUGCACCAAAUGCACUUUUGGGUGAAGUGCUUAGUGACUCUUUAAUUAGAAUUCUCUCUAACCAUAAACAUUGAAAACUUUACCUCUAUUACAUUGAGCAAUAUAUAACUUGGCACUCCCUCACUCUGCUGCUUCAUUCUGUGAUUAAAUGCAUACAUGUUUUCAUUGGGGAUAUAUCUAAAACAGCUUGUAAAAACUGCAAAUCUCUUGUCUGCUGCCUUUGCAAGCCCACCCCUUCUAACCCCGUCCAGGCUUUGUGACAGUCCAAUCAAAGACUUUCCAAUUCAGCUCAGUAAAACGUCUUUGCAAGGCAGGUGCUGUGGGCACUUGCUGCCUCUUGAGUUUAGUGUAAAUAAGCUAACCAAACCAGGAAGUAAUAGGGCCUGUUGUCUGCCUGAAAGGCCAGGGGGUGUAACCAGUAUAAUUUAUAACAUUGUCAAUUUCUCUUGAUUUCUGCACUUUUCCAAAGUGACAAAAAGGACACACUUGACAGAAAGUUGAAGUGCCCCUUUAAAAACUCUACCCUAACCAUUGCACACACCCAGUCACAGCAACUGGCAAAUAUGCUUGUCCUGGCUAUAGGUUUACUUUUUAGCUUAUGGGUUAACAAGAAAAAAAAUGCAGUACAAGUGUCAGCUUUCUACUGUAAAGAUAAUUGCUGCACUAGAAUUCCCUGAAACCAAAGUCAUGAAAUUAUGGACAGCAAUAUUUUUGAAGAACUAGGGGGGGGGAAAGAUGGUUAAGAGGAAGUUUUAGAAAGCAUGGUCCUACAAAGCAAAGCUAAAUCUAAGAAUUACAAAAAUUGUCACCUAACCUAUACAUUGCACUUUACUAAAGCUGUGCUCCACAAAUUUAUUUUUGUGUAUACUUUUAUUUUUUUGAAGAGCUAAUUUAACACUUUCCUAUAAAAAAUUUAAUCUCAAGCUUCAGAUGACAGUACCCACUUAUUCUGGAGGAAGAUUCAAACAGGAUAGGUAAACUGGUAUAUGUAAUUAGCAUUUGAUACCUAUGUUUUCUUUUUCAGAGGUGA
Messenger RNA from Pelobates cultripes (western spadefoot toad), 45398 nucleotides. Lineage: Eukaryota; Metazoa; Chordata; Amphibia; Anura; Pelobatidae. The record is from the annotation of a GenBank genome assembly.